AUGGCACAGGCACACCUCGCACCGCCAGGACCCGACUGCUUCUUCCGAUUCACGCAGGAGUCCCUUGCGGCAAUUGAGCAAAGGAUUGCUGACGAAGAAGCAAAACAGAAAACUGAUCAGGAGCAAAAGGAUGAGGACAGUGAGGAAAACAAGCCAAAGCCAAACAAUGACUUGGAGGCAGGGAAGACUUUGCCUUUUAUUUAUGGGGAUGUACCCCCAGGAAUGGUGUCGGAGCCCUUGGAAGACCUGGAUCCUUACUAUGCAGAUAAAAAAGUAAGUGUUCAUGAAGACCAAAGCCUUCAACAUGGUUUCUCGGGUCCCGGAGCUAUACAAUGUACACAAGUAAAGGUAUAUUUGAUCAUAGUGCAUUAUCGCCAAAUGUCUGUUGUUGUUAAAAUUUGUAUACUAGGGGCCUAGGACCCAUGUACCUACGAGACUGCCUCUCCUGGUAUGCCCCGUGGAGGACCUUAAGGUCCACAGAUGACAACACCAUGGAGGUCCCAAGUCGCAAGGUGGUUAGAUUGGUUUCAACUAGGGCCAGGGCCUUUUUAGUACUGGCCCUGACUUGGUGGAACGCUCUGUCACAAGAGACUAGGGCCCUGUAGGACUUGACAUCUUUCCACAGGGCCUGCAAGACAGAGCUGUUCCUCCUGGCCUUUGGUUUGGACUCAGUGUGACCCUUAUGUUUCCCUCCCCGUAUAGUUUUGAUCUAUGGGCUACUUUUAAAAUGAGGCUGCAUUUUAAAUUGCAUUUCAACCUGGAUUUUAAAUUGGGUCCCCCCCCAUUAUGUUUCUAUUGUAAUUUUACUGGUGUUAGCCACCCUGAGCCCGGCUCUGGCCAGGGAGGGCAGGGUAUAAAUAAAAUUUAUUAUUAUUAUUAUUAUUAUUAUUAUUACUACUACUACUACUACUACUGUCAUAUACCCACAAGAAGUGCUUUUUUCUGGGGGUACGCAGGGGGAUGCAUACCCCUAAACAUUUUGUGAAUCUAGGUUUGGCCUCAUUGAGGGGCAGUAUUUCAAUAUGAGUAGGAAAAUGAGAGUACCCCUAAAUAUUUUUUUAGGAAAAAAGCACGGGCCACAAGUCUCAGGGCAGUUGCAACAUAAACUCACAAUAUAAAAGUACAAAAUACAUAAUAAAAGCAAAAGCAACCCAAUAAACCUCUCCUCCCCAACACAUUUUAAAAGGGUGUUGGAUGUCAAUCAGCCAAAGGCCUGGUUAAAGAGGAAAGUUGUUGCCUGGCACCCAAAGGUGUAUAAUGAAGGCGGCAGGUAAACCUCCCUGGGGAGAGCAUUCCAUAAAUGGGGAGCCACUGUGGAAAAGGCCGGUUCUCAUGUUGCCAUCCUGUGGACCCCACGGGGAGGAGGCACAUGAAGAAGGGCCUCAGAAGAUGAUCUCAGGGUCUGGGUAGGUUCAUGUGGAGAGAGGCGGUCCUUGAGGUAUUGCGGUCCUGAGCCAUUUGAGGCUUUAUAGGUCAAAACCAGCACUUUGAAUUAGCUCAGAGACUAAUUGGUAGCCGGUGCAGUCAGACCAGGAUCUGUGUAAUAUACUCAAGCUGUCUUGCCCCGGUGAGCAACCUGGCCACUGAGUUCCGCACUAGCUGAAGUUUCUGGCAUUUCUGUGAUAACCAGUGCACAACAUUCCGGGAACCGACAACUGAACUCUUCAUACAGUGAGGCCCCGCUUAGUUGCAAUACGAAAACAUGGAUUUCCUGCUUUAAAAAAAAAUCUGAUUUCUGCUGACGCUUUCUCUCCUCCUUUACAUAUCAGAGGCAGGAAAGUUGAGGCUGUGUGAAAACAUGAGUGGAAGUACUGGGGUGAAGGGUUGGGGGAGUUCAAUCCUUCAGGGAUUCGCUUUGCCCAUCAAGUCCCACCCAUCAACUGACAUAUCCUGCCGAUCAGGUUGACAUCACCUGUUUGACAGAUAGCCAUGGCUUCACAAAAUAGCCCUGUGAGCCAAACUGGAAGCUCUGGUGGAUCAAGACUGGCCUGCCCAUCCUCCAAGAUGAAGAGACAUGACACACACACACACACACACACACAAUCCCUUCAUUCAUAAAAUAGAAGGGGAGGGGAUAGUGGACAAGCCCACUGUUCAUUUUGGUACCAACUCAUAAUUAGAAACCAUGGUUACCUGUAAAUGUUGGAACUGGGCCUGAGAGUAAACCACAGCAAAUGAAAUUGUCUUUUUUUUUUCAUUCUAAGAUCUCCUCGAACGUUAUUAUAAUCCUGCUUUUACAUGUGUGUAUUUUUCCUCUUUUCAGACAUUUAUAGUAUUGAAUAAAGGGAAGGCCAUUUACAGAUUCAACGCCACACCUGCCUUGUACAUGUUAAGUCCUUUCAGUAUACUUAGAAGAAUUUCUAUAAAGAUUUUGGUUCAUUCAUAUCCUUUUCUUCUUCUACAUAAUACUUGUUUAAAGCACUUCUUUGAGAAACUCAGUAGUAGCAUGAGGCUAUUUUAAUAGUUGGAUGUGGUUUUAUUUUUUCUUAAUUUCACCAUUGAAGUGAACACAAAAUGUUUUGAUGAAAUCACUUGGUUGAACUUCAGUAGAAGUAGAAUUCUGUGGUCAAGAUCCAACAUCAUGCCAGCAGACACAAUGGGACUUACCCUUCCUCUGCUCUCCCUUUGCAGCCUCCCAAUCUGCUCUGGAGUGUGUCCCAAUCCCCUGGAACAGGUUUUGGAGGUGCACAGGUCUAUAGGUGAUAGGAGAGGAAUGGGAAGUUCAUUGCACCAGUGGGAUGCCACAAUUACAAUACAACACCCUAAAUAAACUAGCAGCACAUAAUUCAUGCUAUAUUAUGAUGUUAAACGUUUUCAUCUUGGAUUUAUAGAUAUUGCUUGGAUGGAAUUUAUGAAUUCAUAUUCACUUAGAAGCCUGUUUCAUAAGAAAUUAUAUGCAUUUGUGUGAUCUAACUUAUCUAGCAUUUGUCAUGUGUUCCUUGACUUAAGCCAACAUUAUUCGGCAUCUUCAUCAUGUUCACUAUUCUGACAAACUGCGUGUUUAUGACCUUGAAAGAUCCUCCUGAGUGGUCAAAGGCUGUAGAGUAAGUGCAUUCUUUGUUUUCUUCCCAGUGACAUUUGGUUGAAUAUGCUCUGCAUAGCACUAUGGGGUUGAAUCUGGUGAAGGAACUUCUUGAGCCAAAUGACUUCCACCCGUGCAACAGAACUUUCCCUCCCUCUCAUCACAUGUGUGCUCCCACCACCACCACCCAGUAUCCCCUUCAGAGACCUGGGGGGACGGGAGCAAUAGCAGAUUUUUAGGGUUCUGCGGAACACACAAGAGAGGAAAGAAUGUUCUGUUACACGAGGGGAAGUCAUUCCACUUGCGCCAUAACUGAAUUAGGUUCAACCCAUGGCAUUGUUUUAAAAGGUAUACAGUGGUACCUCGGGUUACAAACACCUCAGUUUACAACACUUCUGGUUACAGACUCCGCUAACACGGAAGUAGUACCUCGGGUUAAGAACUUUGCCCCAGGAUGAGAACAGAAAUUGUGUGCCAGUGGUGCAGCGGCAGCUGGAGGCCCCAUUAGCGAUAGCAUGCCUCUAGUUAAGAACAGUUUCAGGUUAAGAACAGACCUCCGGAACGAAUCAAGUUCUUAACCCGAGGUACCACUGUACAUUCCUGAAAUUAAUUCUGGAGUCCAUUAGAUUGAAAAGUAGAUGUAAGACUCAUCAGCAGAGCAGCUGAAACAGUCUGUGAGAAUUAAUGAGGUCACGGGAAAAGAGUGAAGAGGAAAGGAGAUGGAUGGAUGCUUUAGUUGAUAUUCCUGCAUUGCAGGGGGUUGGACUAGAUUGCCCGCAGGGUCCUUUCCAGCUCCACAGUCCUUUGAUUCUAUUAGUGUACUGAGAACCAAGUCCUAUAGAACCCCACGGAGAACAGUAGAGAUGAGGGGGUGUUGGUGAAGCAAAAAUGCACUUGCAGAAUUUGGUAACAAUAUAUUGAAGCAUGAAGGAUUUCGGUCUCUUGUAUCACCAUUUGUCCUUCUUUCAGACUUCCUCAUUAUGUAUCAGGCUCUUUUCCCUGCACUCACCUAAAGGGAAGUAAUAAUUUUCCCUUUAUUGAAUACUUGGGCACAUUGAAUCUGAACUCCUGAACCUCUGAUCACAUUUAUAAACUUCCCCAGCAUUGUACCUUAAUUUCUGACCUCUACCUCUCUGGCCACCAAUGCUUAAUGAGGACUUAAUGACGCCUUAAGAACUGCAUCCUCCUCUUCCUCCUCCUCCUCAUUAUAUCCUGCUCCCCCCCCCCCCGCAAGACUGGGACUGUCUGCACUUCUGCAGUAAUGAAAGUUUCCCAUUAAAAAUUUUUGAUAUAUUUUAUGAGUAAUAUCUUCAUUUUAAUGACAACACAGAUAUAGAAAGAAAAUGGGUGUGUGAGAAAGAAAAGCAGAUAUGGCCAAUGAAGAGCAUCAGAUUCAUGUAAUGGGCUGCUACGAGCGUCUCUCUAAUAACUGUGAAGAAGAAAAAAUAUAAUUCUUAAAAAAUAAAUGAACAAGUAAUUAUAAUUUGUGAUCUAGCCUAUAGAUUGAAAAGUUUGCUUUUUUUUUCUCUCUCUCCCCUGUAGAUACACAUUCACUGGAAUUUAUACAUUUGAAUCCCUCGUUAAAAUUUUUGCAAGAGGUUUCUGUAUAGGUAGUUUUACUUUCCUCCGAGACCCCUGGAACUGGCUGGAUUUCCUUGUCAUUUCAUUUGCGUAAGUAUCCAGCAUUUUCCUAGUGUGCCAUCUGAGUAGACUUUACAGAAAUGAGUUCCACUUGUGUGAGUCACAGCUUUAACAGAUACAGUCAAAACUAGGUUCCAAAACGCCUCCAUUUUGGAACAUUUCAGUUCCCGAACACCGAAAACCCAGAAGUAAGUGCUUCGGUUUUCAAACAUUUUUCAGAAGCCAAAUGUCUGACGCGGUUUCCACUUGAGUGCAGGAAGCUCCUGCAGCAAAUCAGAAGCUGCGCCUUGGUUGUUGAACAUUUCGGAAGCUGAACGGGCUUCCAGAAUGGAUUACGUUCGACAACCGAGGUUUGACUGUAUCAGUAGUUGAAUUGUUAUGAAAUAGUGCAAAAAAUAAUACAUUUUGGGGAAACAAAUUACAAAUCUUGUCUUUAGAUUUGAGUAAUUUAUGUUUAAAAUUGGCAUAGUUCCUCUUGUUGAAACAAUUCAACAGUUGACAGUAGUAGGCAUACUCUAAUGUUGCUCCUAGGAUAAUCCUUUAAAUGCUUUCAUUAUUAUUAUUAUUUUAAAAAUAAGUAUGUGGCAAGCCUUUCUGGUUUCAGAGAUAAGCUUUUAAAAGUGAUCCAUAUUUUGGCAAAUAGCAAGACUGUGGUGUAUUCCCAACAUGAUACUUGGUGCUGAAUUUCCCACCCUAGUUUUAGGGUCUUGUGGGUAAGGUAGGAAAAUAUAAAAAGAAGGAAUGCAAUGGUUUUGAGCCUAUGCAUGCUUACCUGGGAUUAAGCUCCAUUGAAUACAGCGGGUCUUCAUCUCAGGUAUAUGUGCCCAGGAUUGCAUUGAAGGCAAACACAGGGCGGGGGGGGGGGGCGACAACUUGUUUAAUUGUAAAAAAAAAAAAGUAGCUUAAAUAAAUCUUUAGGUAAGUGGCGUAAAAUCUGCCUCGAUGCUGAACAACUGUGAUUUGAUUCUACAGGUAUAUAACAGAAUUUGUAGACCUAGGCAAAGUUUCAGCUCUUCGAGCUUUCAGAGUGUUGAGAGCUUUGAAAACUAUUUCUGUAAUCCCAGGUAAGAAGUGAGUGGUGUAAGGUGUUAGGUCCCUCGUGCCUCCCAACUGUUCCUUUUUAUCCUGUCAUUGUGUUUGUGUGUGAACUCCCCUAUUGCAGAUAUGUGACAGAGUUUGUGGACCUGGGGAAUGUCUCAGCGUUGAGAACAUUCAGGGUUCUCCGGGCAUUGAAAACAAUAUCAGUCAUCCCAGGUGAGAGCUAGGUUAAACACGGAGGCUGACUUGUAGAUUUGCCACAGCUGCAAGUCACGCGACUUUGCACAAGCUUUGCUGCUAACCAUGUAUGGUUGUUGUUUUAAGGAAUGUAGAUUUUUAGAUGCUACCGAAAAAAACAAUUCACAUUUUUUUAAAAAAAAAAAGCAAGUCAGCCUUUGAGUUUAACAUAUUCUUGCAUGAGACAGUAUACAGAGUUUGUAUUUUGCAUAUUAAAAUACUAAAUUUUCUCUCCCACACCAAUAUGAAAAGUAGUUGCAGCUUUCAUAUUAAGAUAAACCUUGCCGUUUAUUGAAAUAAUUUGGGAUGGAAAAUUUCAGCAUUUGGAAAGCUGAAUCACUAGUAGAAAUUAAGCCAAUAUGGUGAUAAAGAAUAGCAUGAGCAUUGCAUGAAGUAUUGCUUUAAAAAAAUACCUUUCCUCAGCAAACUAUCUUAUGGGUUGAAAGGAUGUGUGCUUCAUGAGCGAAAAAAUGUACAAUCAGUACCUUUUUUCUUUACAUGAGAUUGAUACAAAGCAUGAAUAACCAUGUCACCAGCUUUUAAAUGGCUAGUAUAGACUGUGUGCUUUUCAUUUCCAUUUGCAAUUUUACAUUCGGAAUCAUUUUUCACGAGGUAAAGGGGCUUUCUCUUUUUACCUCAUGACAAAAAUGAUAGCUUCUUUCAUCUAGGAGCUGCCUGCAUGACAUUUUUAAAUUUCAGCAGCUGUACAACCAUAUUUAACUACUCAACACCUAAAACAAUGAGUUGGAUAUUGUGAUUCCACAUUCUUCUCUCCUUUUAGGUCUGAAGACCAUUGUGGGGGCCCUAAUUCAGUCAGUGAAGAAACUCUCAGAUGUCAUGAUCCUGACCGUGUUCUGCCUGAGUGUAUUUGCACUAAUAGGGUUGCAACUGUUCAUGGGCCACCUGAGGCAAAAAUGUUUGCUUUGGCCCCUAAGUAACGAUUCAGCUGAAGAACCGUACUUUGCACAAUACUACAAUGCAGGAAUAAUCGACUGGGAUAAAUACAUUGGCGACACAGGUGAGGUUUACUGAAAGGGCCUCUGUGGUCCAGUGCGGACACCUGGAUACAAACCGAGGCACUGCCGUGAAUGCAGACAACUUGCAUUCUUGGGCAAGUCAUAAUAGGCAUCAUUCAGAAAUUAAGAGCUCAGCAGGAGGAACUGCUGAGAUUUCAGAGAACCAACCUCACUUAGAAACAGGAUAACUAGGUGCAGCCUGUGAAUUCUCCUUUAGGCUGGCCAUCUGGGUAGCAUUGUUAGGCACCUGCCAGGAGGACUCAAGCCCUAACAGGUGGCUUAUUGCUUCCUUCUGGAACUUUCUACCCCUGCUGUUGAAACUCCUUUUCUUUUCUGUGAAUCUGCUCUCUGUAUCUGUCCGUCAUAUCUAGUAUUUCUAUACCACCGUCUCAUAAAAUAUCAAGGCGGUGUACCACCUUAAAACUGGUAAAACACCAUCAAAACAUUUGCAGCACCUUUAAGCUGGCAAACAGUGUCAGCAGUGAAGAGAAGGAUCAGCAGCCUCCCCUGACCUGGCACUUUCCCCCUGGGUAACACCACUGCAUGGAUCUUGCCAAAACUCACUCAUAUCCCUCACCCUCACCCCCAGCUGCAAAAAAGACCUAGAGCCAGCACUGCUUUGUUCAUUUGGUGCUUGGGCCCAAAAUAAGAUGUAUACUGCCUGGGUUCAGUGCCUUGCCUUGCAACAAAUGCUAAGAAACUGCUUUUACUAGCUUAGGAAUCCUUUUUUGAUUACUGGGUAGCAGAGCUCCGAAUACUGACAUCUCAAGUGUGGGGGACAUAUACAUGGGGCUUCCCUUGUGCUUGAUCUGGAAGCUGCUGUUGGUGAAGAGUGCUGCAGCAUGAUUGCUGAGAGGAGUGAGACCCGGCCAGAGUAUAUAUCACCUCUGCUGAAGAGACCUGCACAGGAUGCCGAUUUGCUACUGGGUAGAGUUUGAGCUGUAACUAAUUAGUAUUUAAAGCCCUUAACGGGUUGGGGCCAGUUUACUUGCAAGAUUGCUUUGCCCCAUUUAUGCCCAUUCAGCCACUUCGAUCUGGAACUGGCACCAUUAUCGGUGCCAUAUAGUAAGUACACUGUUUCACGUUUGUAAGAAACCGAUCUUCUUAGCGUGGCAGCAUCCACACUUUGGAACUCCUUGCCUGUUGACACCAGGCAGACACCUGGGGCCGGCAGGACCCCAGGUGAGCACUGCUUAAAUGGCCAUGGGGGCAGACUUGAGGGAAGGCUUCCUCCUCCGUCGGCUCUGCCCCAUGGCCCAGCUCAUGUCCUAGCCUGCAUCCCCAUUUGCCAAUCUGAGAUGCAGGCUAGGAUCCGGCCUCUGAUACGCCCACGCCCCCUAUCUGGAUGGGGCUCUGAGGAGGCUACCCCCCUCGCCGGGGCCUUGGAGGAGCCUCUGCCGUCCCACAAUGCCGCCACACCCGAAAAAGGUGUGAGCAGACUUGCGCAAGCUUUUACAUUGGAUUAUCAUUUUAAAGCAAUCGUUUGAAUGAAAGCUGAAGGUAACACAUUUCUCCCCCCCUUUCCUUCCUUCUUAGAACAAACAAAACAUUUCUAUACUUUGGAAGGAUCACCAGAUCCCUUGCUUUGUGGUAACGGCACAGAUGCUGGGUAAGCAAGUGUAAAAUUGCGUAAGGGGAAGCCACCACUGAUCAUGCAAGUGAAGCUGGCUAAUCUAAUGGCAUAAUUCAGAACCUAAGAGCUGUGAGCCGAAUGAGGUUAAUGGAAUUGGGUUUCUCUGCUGUCUCUUUCCCCCCAGAGCCCUUCUCUUCCACACCCCAAACAGCCACUUUUGGGGAUUGGGUGGGAAUACAUUAAAAUAGCAUGGAGCAUGGCAGCUGGAGGGAGGAAUCUGUCCCCCACCCCCAUUGUGGGAGGGUGACUCAAGCCAUUGGUAAUGUUUGGGUUUAACAAGGACUCAAUUUAGCACAAAUGUUUAUUUCCCACAAUUUCUUUGUAGAAAUGUAUAUGAGUCCUGUGAUAAGCUAUUUUUUACUGUUUAUACUCUCAGGAGCCUAGUUCAUACUGAACCAGGGUUUGUCCCCCCCCCUCCCUCCCCCCUUUUUUUUAAAGAGGAGAGGAGGAGGAGCCCCCAAAGGUGGAAUCGACAAAAAAGAGAGGCAAGGUCUCAAACUGAUGUUCAGACAAUGGAAAUGUGCUGUGGUGUGUUCUAAGUGAUGCAACAUUGCUAUUUAGACAGUGGCAGCCUCUGGGGGAAGGGCUGCAGCUUGGUGACAGGGCAUCUGCCUUGCAGGUAGAAGGUCUCCGCUUCAAUCCCUGGCAUCUCCAGGGUGCUGGGGCAGGACCUGUCUGAAACCCUGAAGAGCGGCUGCCACUCAGUGUAGACAGUUCUGAGCUAGAUGUAUCAGAACUUCCUAUGUUCCCAGCUUCUUAGGUUCCCAACCCAUCCAAAAGAAUCAGAAAUACCACACACCAUAGCGCAUCUCUAUUCAGCAAGCAUCAGUUGUGGUUUUGAGCUGGGGUUUUUUACUAUACUUUUGCCCUUUUCUUUCAGACACUUAAAAUGGACUAACAUGGCCCGUUCUAUAUGCAUAUAUUUGACGUAGUAGUAGCAGCAGAUAUGGAUAGUUCAUCUGUUUCACAUGUGUUCAUUCACAAGUCUCUCCCAGCCUGCUACUGCAUUAAUCUGUUAACAUCUUUUUAAAAAAGAAAACCCAUACUAAAACCCAUAUUUAAAGAUGUACCUUGUCACAAAAUAUGCAGUUAAAUAUGCAUUUUACACGUUUCUAAAUUACGUUAUGCUAAAAUACACAUUUUUUAUGCAUCUUGGUGCUUUAUUUUUCUUUUUACUGAGAACUCUAUUACAGUGACCACUCCCCACCUCAAAUGGGGGGUGCUUUUUGCGGGGGGCACAGCCACCUGAUACUACAUGAUCCCCAGCAGUUCAGCCUGGCCUCGCCUCCCCAAGCUGGAUACCUGGAGGUUCCCAUCUAACCUCAGACAGUAGCCAAUCCCAGCUGGGGAGGUGUUGCUAGGGGAGUUGACCAGGUAGGGUUAGGACCACCCUGCACACACAAUAGAGGGUGGAAAAUUGAAAGCAGUGGAUUUUAUGAAAUUCUCCUCCAUCCCUAGUUAGUAGGUGGAAUGUCAAUUUAGGUACAGAAACAAGUCAUCUUUCCCCCCUCCCCCUCCAUUGCUUUCUUUCACAGCCAGUGCCCAGAAGGAUAUAUAUGUGUAAAAGCUGGUCGAAACCCCAACUAUGGCUACACAAGCUUUGAUACCUUCAGCUGGGCCUUCUUGUCGCUCUUUCGGCUGAUGACUCAGGACUACUGGGAAAACCUGUACCAGCUGGUGAGAGGGUCUCAAAACCAAAUUCUGUUGAUGCCAUAUGUAAGGGGAAAGCCUAAUACUACCCAUCCUUAAAAUCACCUUUCCCUCCCUAUGAGAAGGGCCAUAGCACAGUGGUAGACCAUCUGUUUUGCAUGCAGAAGGUCCCUGGUCCAAUCUGCAACAUCUACAUGUAGGGCUGAGAAAGAUGCACACCCACACCCUGCCUGAAACAUUGGAGAGCCACCGCCAGUCAGUGUGGACAAUGAGCUUAAAAGGACAAUGGUCUGACUCAGAAGAUGGCUGCUCUCUACAGUGGUGUAGUGUGGGUUGCCAGCACCCGGGGCCACGUGGAUGGGGGUGGGAGGGAGGAAAAUAGAGUACGCAUGCACAUUCAGCUGCCCCUAAGGCAUCUGCAUCACCCAGGAGUUUGCAGCUGCAGUGCUAAGAAAAGAAGAGUCGCUCCAUUGUCUGGAGAGGUCACUUCCUGGUUCGCAUGGAGAAGUCAUUUUCAACGGAGCCCAGAAACGGAGGCACACAGCUGUAUUGAGGCAGCAUCAGGUGUUGAAAUUUUGUGGCCCUAACAAUUUUGUGCUUGGGGCAACCAUCCAUGUGUCCCCCCCCUGCCCUGCCCCACGCUAUGCCACUGUCUCUCUAUGUUCCUGCCUCUAUGAAAUGCUUACUCAACUAAAAACAGCAAUGACAAAUUGCUGCAUUUGAAAGCCAGUUUUAUUUUCCGAGAGAAAGGGCUGAACCUCACAGACUGCACAGGAAAUGUUGGACUUGUCAAUGGAAGUUGUAAAUGAAAUGUAAUUCUGAAAUGUUAUUCAAAGCAUCUGUGCUGUAUUGCAAACAUAUUACAAAUACUCCCGCCACAUAAGUGUUUCUGAACAGUUGGGUUGGUUCUGGUGUAGCCCGUCCAAGAGAGAUGGAAGAGCUACUUUUGUGUGCAGAAAGGGCUGCAAUCUAGCGUAGGUUCCAGUCUGCGGAAGAGGAAGAGAGGCAUUCUCCCCCUGAUUUCUCCUCCUCCCCACUUCCACAAUAUUCCAUAGGGUUGUACAACUCUUAAGAGCAGAUUUCAGGGGAGGUGCUUGGUAACUUACUUAAGUAACAUCACAAUCCUAACCAUGCCUAUUCAGAAGUCAGCCCUGUUGAAUUCAGUGGGGCUUACUCCCAGAUAAGCAGGGUUAGCCUUGCUGCCUUCAUACCUUAAGUCUAUUGAGUCUAAUCUGAGUGUGGCAUAGUCACUCAUACUUGUAAGUUUCAGUUGUCCUUACUGAUCCAAUAACCUACAUUGCCUAUGAUUUCCCCAGACUCUGCGUGCUGCUGGCAAAACAUACAUGAUCUUUUUUGUCCUGGUGAUUUUCCUGGGCUCUUUCUACCUGAUCAACCUGAUCCUGGCCGUUGUUGCCAUGGCCUACGAAGAGCAGAACCAAGCCACCAUGGAAGAAGCAGAGAGGAAGGAGGCCGAAUAUCAGCAGAUGCUGGAACAACUGAAAAGGCAACAAGAAGAAGCCCAGGUACUGGAAACUUUUGCGCUAGUACAGCAUUUCCCCACAAAUUUGAGAACAGAAGGCGUAACUACCCAGAGAUUCCUUGCAGAAGUUCCAUCGUGUACUUGGGCAAAAGGCAACAUGUGCAAAUGAGUUCAUGCAUGCAACUUAACUGAAGAAGAUGAAAAUGUUUUACGAAAAUAUAUAUGAAUGGAUAACCCUAACAGCAGGUAGACAGCAGUUGCACAAAGCUCUGCUGAUUUUCAGUGGGACUUGUGUGGGAUUCCUGUGCAGUGGGAUUCCAGUGCAGAUUUCCAGUGGGACUUUGCAGUGGGAUUCCAGUGCAAUGCUAAGUAAACUCUCAACUAGUAGAGUGUACAAUUUGGAAAAAUGGAAGUUAAUGGUGUAAGCUCAGAAACAACAGUGUGUCUUGUGCCACCGUAAAUACUUGACAAUUUCACUGUGGCACACCUGCAGUAAUAGCCUCCCUACAGAAUUGUCCCUGCUACUUACUAGAAGAGAGAGAGUCAGUGUGGGUGCACUGGUGGGAGCACUGGAUUGGCUCCACCGAUGUGCCCCCAAAUUGUUGCUAUCUCUGCCCUCUCAGUGAAUGGCAACGAUGCCACCAGGAGGUUAUUGCUGCCCUGCUGCCCCACUGGGUGAGCUGCUCCUGCAUUGCGUAUAGGCAGACACUUAGAGUUAAUAAUUUGGAUACAUAUAUUAGAUGUGCUUUUCAACAGAAAAUAUAUUUCUACACCUCAACAUGCAAAUGAAUAUUGGCAAGUGAAUAUUCUUCAGCGGACCUCUGUGAAUUUCUCAGGGUGUUAAUUUCUUUUAGGGUGAUUCUGACAGCAGCAAAUUUGAACCUCUUUUGGGCCAAUAAACAAUGAACCAGCUUCAUUUGUCAUUCAUAUAUAUGUGUGUAUAUGUUUGUUUGUUUGUUUGUUUGUCUGUGUGUGUAUGCGUACUGUAUAUAUGUGAGAGAGAAGUGUGGGUUUUAGAAAACUGAACGAGAACUCUCACCGAUCAAAUAAUGAUUCAGGAAAAGAUGCAAAUUAUUUUUGCAUCUUUUUUUAUUUAAUUAUUAUUAAGUGUAAGGUUUAUGGAACAGGGAAGUUUUCAGUGUUUGAUGUUUUAUGAUGCUUUGAUAUUGGUUGGAGGCCUCCCAGAGUGGGACAACCCAGUUAGGUGGGCAGUGUACAAAUAAUAACAUUAUUAAUAUUAUUUCUGACACGAAAAGUGGAACAGUCCUUACACAUUGUGCUUUCUGUGCACUAGGGCCAGUGGAUUGCAGCAUUGUGUAGAGCAGGAGCAGCUGGAUUUUGCUGGACUCUAACUCCCAUCAGCUCCCAGCAUGGCCAGUGGUCAGGGAGAUGGGGAUUUUAGUUCAACAACAUCUGGAGGGCAACAUGCUGUCUACCCUGGUAUAAAAAGAAAACAAUCCACCAGCAUACUAUCUUCAGAGUAUAUAUUACAUUGGUGCAUACAAAAAAAUACUCCAUGAACAAUAAAUAUAUACCCCCAAGCAUGCUGGCUCCUCCUUCCAGAUCCUUAGUUGGAAGCUAUUUUGUUAAUACUUUGGCAGAGGAAACCACCCAUCUUCUUGUAUUCUUGAAGCAUCCAGAAAUAGUUCUACAAUAACCAUGUGGUAGUUGCAAGUCUUCAUCGGCAGAGCUGUGACAAGCUUGACCUCUCUUUAUACAACAGGCAAUAGCAGCCGCAGCCGCUUACAAAGACUUUAAGGAUGAUGGCGCACUUGGAAGACUUUCCCAGACUUCUUCAGAAAUGUCGAGGCUGAGCUCCAAAAGCGCUAAAGAAAGAAGGAACCGGAGGAAGAAGAGACGGCAGAGAGAGCUGUCUGUAGGAGACGAGAAAGCCAACGGCAAAAAGUUUCCAAAAUCUGAGUCUGAUAGCAGCAUCAAAAAGAAGGGGUUUCAGUUUUCCCUGGAAGGAAACAGGCUCACGUAUGAAAACAGGGUCACCUCUCCAUACCAGGUACGUUGUGGCACUGGCUGUGCUGUUGCAAAAUGUUCAACUUUCAGGCGGGCUCUGGGUAAUGGGACCAAUCUGUUUUAGGCUUGACGUUUCACGCCAAGAGUGGGCAACCUGUAGCUGUUGUUGGACCGCAACUCCCAUCAUCUCUGACCAUUGGCUAUGCUGGCAGGAGUUGGGAGUCCAGCAGCAUGUACAAGGGAGGAGGAAGAAGGCAAAGCCAUGGGAAGAAGUGCAAAAGCACCAAGACCUUCUACCAAUCUCUUCUGUUCCACAGGUUUCAGGGAUUGUGUGUUCAGACCUUUAAACCUCCCCCUUAAAUAAAUUCAGACAAGACACAAAUUUUGGUUUGGUUUUUGGCAGAAUUUAGGCCACAACUUUAUUGAUUACAGCAAGUGAGUGGUCGCACAGGCUCUGGUUCGACUAGCUCCCUGCACUGUUGCAGGCAGCACUGACCCAAGGCACCAGCGUAGGUCAGCCUAGGGUGAACACCUGGAUAAGCAGAAAGCCAGGAACAGGCUAUCUCCGCCACCCAAAUGCCCCCCUGGACUCAGGCACAGGCACAACCCCCUCACAGGGGUUGACCAAACCAUUGAGUCCCUGGAUUCCUUUAACGGAAUACCCUUCACAUAGGGAUGGCGAGAGCGUUCUCCCAUCCCUAUCACCUGAACCAGAGCCUAUCCGCAACCUUACAAGUUGUGACGAUUUGCUAUGCGGCAGGCAAAACCCAAAUGGCACCAGCCAAUCGGCCAUGGGGAAAAUUCCUGCUGUGCCCCUGUCCCAACGACAGAUGACACAUGACGGCAUAGCAAGGUCAAGCGCGCAGCCCUAAAAACAGAGAGAGGUGGGCGGGUGUUUCGAUGCAUGCACCGAAAGAGGAAGCUCUGGGUCACGUGCAUGGGUAUAUAUAGGUCCCUUGAUCCGUUUAGCUUGUGUCCCAUUGGCCUGAUUGAACCCAGCAUCAAGGGGACCUACCAAUUGGGUGUUGUGGCUAUUCAAUCAACCCACCCACAACACAGGGUUUGGUUGCCAGGUCUCACCACAACAUGUGCCCUCUUUAAGGGAGGACCCGAUUUAGUAUCAUCUGAAUCUAUUAGAUAAUUUUUUGGGGUUUAGUAGAGAAGUAAGUGGUGAAGCCCAGGCCUUGACACCUUUUAAUUGCUUGAUGUUUAAGCAAAGAAAAAGAAGCAGGGGGAGCUUGCAACUUGGUACAUGAGGGCAGCAAGAGGGACGUGUGACACAGAAGAGCAGACUUAGCCCUUCUCAUAUUUGUUGCUUCUCCCCUACAUACCUCUCCCUCAGUGAUUCCCCCCCCCCUUUGACUUUUUAUCUUUUGCUUUUUUCAUCUUCAUUACUUGUUCAGUUGUUUGUGGUGUAGAUAUUCAGAAAGGCAGGCUAGUGCCAACUGAGUAAAUUGUAUCAGCGUUCAAAAUUUGCCAGGCGCAUUCUGCACCUCGCUAUCAAUCACUUUGAGAGCAAGUGAAGAUGCCCAGGCAUUGGGGUGGUGCCCAAUGUCCCCACCAUCUGGAGGUGCAUGCCUGGGGACCCUUGGAUCUUGACUUUUUUCACACACUAGCAACACAUCCUGUAGAAUUCCAUCCAUUAUAUUUUAUCUGCACAGUCAGAAUGAAUUUCAGGAACCAAACAGUCAUAUUGAAAAAUACGACUUUUGAACCAGUCUGCCCCCCAAAUAGCAACUUGGCAUUCCAUUUUGGCGACUGUGACCCUGGUUUAAGGAGCCAUUUGGCGCCUAGCUUAUAUAUCUGAGUUUCUAGCACUGGUUAUUGUAUUGAACCUAUUUUGAAAAAUACGUUCGCUUUCAUAACAUAAAUGCUUAACUGAAGAGGAAUGAAUAUUGCUGUUGUCAUUGUGAGAACAAAGCUGGGGAAUGCAUAUUCUUUUUUAGAGAUUGUCUUUUAACUAAAUACUAUCAAGCUCACUAUUUUCCCCACCGCUACCCCCAGUGAAUACACACAAAGUUAAUAUUUUGAUAGUUCACCAAAACCUGAAAAACCUUCUGGAUCUGGGAAGAGUAAUCUGGGUUUUCUUCUUAAAGCAACAGCAGUGAGGAUUUAGCUAUGGCUUCCUAAGUUUCAUCUAACCAUUCUGUUUGUAUCUCCUUAGUCGAUGCUGUUUUCCACAAGACGGAACAGCAGAGCAAGCUUUUCCAGCUUCAGAGGCCCGACCACUGAAGGGGGCUCGGAUGCCGAUAGCGAACAGAGCACCUUUGACGAUAACGGGAGCCGUAGCGGUUCCUACUUCAUCCUACGCAGGCACAGCGAGCGGUGCGGAAGUAACAUUAGCCAGACCAUGUUCCCCGUGUUUCCAGUGAAUGGGAAGAGGAACAGCAGCGUGGACUGCAACGGGGUGGUUUCCUUGGUAGGAGGACCCCCAGCGCUCCUCUCGCCCACUGGACAGCUUCUCCCAGAGGUGAUAAUAGAUAAAGCAACUACCGAUGACAGUGUAAGGAUGUUUUAAGUAGCAUAGGCAUGGUGGGUCUACAGAAUGGAAUCCAAGCUGCCUAAAUGCAUCUGCAUCCUGGGGUUGCGGCGGCGGUGGGGAAGCAAGCUUUCAUGCUGCAACUCUCCGGGCUUUGAAAACUAUGCGAGACAGAAAGGAAUGGCCCUGCCUCUGCCUGCAUGUGCUUUUGCAAACACAGCCCUGAGUCGGGCAGUUUAAUAUGGCCAAAUGUACAUUUACUUUGUGCACAGCAAAUGCUUGUUCAGUGGCAGAGGCCACUUUCCUUUUGCAUUCUCCCUGUUCCUGCACAUCCUCUUUCUCUCACUCCAUCCUUCUCCCUGAUUCUCCUCCUGUUUCACCUGAUCUCCUUUGCAUUCCCUCACCAAAACCUGUACCAUUACCUUCCCCAAUUACCCUGAGAACAGUAAAAGAGAAAGGGGCACGUCCCAUCACCUUGCAGGCUAUGUGGCCUUCCCUAAAGCAGCUCCCCUGUCAGCCUAGCAGGGAAGGACAGGGAGGGAGGCAACAGCCAGUGCCCUGGUUUUUAUUUACAGUGGGACCUCGGUUUUCGAACAUAAUCCGUUCCAGAAACCGUUCAACUUCCAAAACAUUCGAAAACCGAGGAGCAAUGGGUGGUUGGCAAAAUCCAUUGAGAAAAAAGAAAAACACAUAGCGGAAGCCGUUUGACUUCUGAGGCACGUUCAAAAAUGGAAGCAAUUACUUCCAGGCUUUCUGCGUUCGUCUUCCGAAACAAUCGGCUGCCAAGACGCUCGAAAACUUGAGGUUCCACUGUAUUUAUCAUAUAUAAAGCUCCACGUUUAUGGAUGUGUCUCUCUGUGUGUGCUCCACUGCCGGAGAAAGACCAGACAUGAUACAUAAAGGGGGGAAAGGAACAUAGGGAAACUGGACAGCAUUUGAAGAUGGACAUGCAGUUCUCCAUUAGUGACCUCGUGGGUGAUCAUCAGCCCCUGGCAUUGCUGCAAUCACUUUGUGUUCAUUUUGAAGCCUAACGUUGAGGGGAAAUGGCAUUUUCCAAGCAGUAGAAAAUUAUUAGGCAUGUCUGCGUGGAUUUUGAAGCAACAAAUAUCAUCUAGACUUAAAACCUGAUAAGGCCCCAGUUUAAAAACUUUGCUCCGCAAUGGACUUGCUGGUAGUAGCAGCUGGUGUGGGGGAGGUGGGGCACUGCUGCUAUCCUGACACAGCAUGCGCAUAUGGGGUUAGGUGUGGGGAGUGCCAAGCUCUGGAGCCAGUGGCUCUCACCAUUAUGCCAUUACACAGCACUAAGCUCCCCUCCCCUUUUCUCUCCAGUGAGUGCCAGCAACACAUUGUACUUGGAAGCCAGGAGACCAGCAGUGCCUCACCUUUGCUGCCUCACCAGCUGCUUCUGCUCACCAGAAAGCCUUUUUGUCUUAGCUCCAGAUCCCCAUCUGUAAAAAUGGGAGCAAUUGCUCUUUUUCGUUUAAAAAAAGUGCUUCAUUUAGUUGUUUCAGAACCAUUCUUUGUAGUCCGUAGACACUGAUGGAGGACUCCUCACUUACCUAUGCAUUGUGUUUGAAGAUACGUACAACAUUUUAUCCCACUAAUUCGUCCCUGGUUCUGAUUGGCGUGGUAAAGCUCAAUUAAGUCAGACUUUUAUUGCUAAUUUAUUUAGACAAAUGCGACAAGCUCUAAAUGAGAGAAAUCAGGCAUUUAACUUUGCUAGAUGUUUUAAUAAGGAGAAGCAAUCCUGAACAGAUUGAAGACCUGAAGGAACACUUGUUCACAAAUUGGAUGCUGAUGAGUGAAAUAAUUGUUGUUCUCAUGUGACCUUUUUUCCUCCUUUUUUCUUUAUUGACCGCCAUGUGAAAGCUAUUUGGAUAUCUAAGCAUAAAAACCUGGGGAGUUCUGAGCUCUGGUUCAAGUUCUUCAUGUUUUGAAUAACGUACAGUUUCUUCUACCUUCUCCAGGGAUGGAGAAUCUGUGGCCUCCUAGAUAUUGUUGAGACUACAACUCCCAUCAUCCUUUAACAUUGGCCAUGUGGGAUGGAGCUGAUGGAAGUUGUAGUCGCAAGAGCAAAGGCACAGCUCCAUUUGUUGAAGGGCUUUUUGAUAAAUAAUCAAACAGCCAGGUCAGAUGUUUGGCCCAGCAGUACGGUUCUGCUCACAGGCAGAGAGAACACCAUACUCAAGAAGUUGUACGUGAGUCAGGAAUGUGUGCAAUACUCACAAUCCUGACACCACUUUGGAGGAGCAGAGGGACAUCAGACAGUUCACAUCUAAAAAAUACCAGGCUAAUGCAUAUGCUCCUUUGCAUGAUAACAAAUGAGAGAGUUCCUGAGAUGUGGGUCCGAUUCUGCUCACUAAGCCAGAUGCCUGAACUGAGCGAAUGAAAAGCUGUAAGAGUUCAGCUGGCUCUUUGUGGCGUGUACAAAAUACAUUCUGCUAUUUAAAUUAUUUCUUUAAAACCAGAUAUAUGAAGCAUCUUUUUUUUGGAAGGGCUAGAUAUUGUAAAAAGUCUGGCGUAAUAAAGGCAAAACUGCAUGUGGCAUGAAUGCUUUGAUAUUUUGUGGGGUUACCUUUACAAUGUAUGCUUCCCUGUAUAGUUUAUGUUGAUAAUCUAGCUGCUUUACUCCACUGCAGAGCACUGCUUCUGAAGUAGAUAGCAGAAAGAGGAGGUCAAGUUCUUUUCAGAUACCAAUGGAUUUACUGGAAGAUCCUGCUAUAAGGCAAAGAGCAAUGAGUAUAGCAAGCAUAAUCACAAAUACCAUGGAAGGUAGGUGUGGGUGGGUGGGUGUAAAAGCACUGUGAGAGUUUGGUUCAUAAAUGAAUGGAAUCUUUUAAGAAUAUGAGAAGUUCUGAGAGAUGUUAUUAAAGAAGUAAAAUCUGGAAAAGCACUAAUUAUAAUUAUUAGGUAGAGACAACUAAAAAAUAAAACAAAGCUUUAGUGAACAUGCAUGUUCAAUUGCAGGAUCAAAUGAUCAAUGCAUCACCAUAGAGGUAAUGUUGCCAACAGAACUUACGUAAUUAAUUUUGCAAAUAUUGAAUAAUUUAGUCAAGUUGCAUUUUCAUAAUUAGCAAACAGCAUUGAGUGAAUAUUUGGUCCUCAUGUUUUCAAUAUGCCUCUCUUCAGAACUUGAAGAAUCCAGGCAGAAAUGUCCACCAUGUUGGUAUAAAUUUGCCCACAGUUACUUGAUUUGGAAUUGCUGCGAUACUUGGUUGAAAAUAAAGAAAACUGUUCAUUUCAUUGUGAUGGAUCCGUUUGUUGAUCUUGGCAUCACCAUCUGCAUUGUCCUAAAUACAUUGUUUAUGGCCAUGGAACAUCAUCCCAUAGAUGAUGCCUUCAAGAAUGUUCUAUCAACUGGAAACCUGGUAAGUGAGGGUUGUUGUUUUUUGCUUUUCAACCCAUCUUAUCAUUUUCUAAUUAAAACUAAUUCUGGACAACUGAAAAUGCUUUCAAAAAUGGUUGUAUCUCCACUGAGUGUUCCUAAACCUGUUGAAUAUAUGAAUCUGCCUUCUACUGAAUCAGGACAUCAUCUAGCGCAGUCUUAUGUAACCACCACUAGCUCUCUGUGAUAGCAGGUAAAGGGGUUUCCCCCAGCCCUGCUAUCUGAAGUCCUUUAAACUAGGAUUGAACCGAUGUCCCCAAGGUCCUGCUUCCUCCUUCUUCCCAAAGUUCUGCUUCCAUCGGCUUCUGUCCUGCAAGAAUACUUUGCUCUGUGCAGCCAAGCAUCUACCUGGGGUUUGCUUGCUGCUCCUCCAAAUUCCUACCAGAUUUAAAGCCCCUUUGAAAAUUCCCAGCUUCCUCACCAAACAUUUAGCCAGGAAACUUCCUUGCAGUAAACUCUUCCUCAGAUAGCUACUCUGUUUCUCUGUCUUCCGCUUUCAUACGAAUGUAUCUUCCACAUGGACUGGCUCCACUCCCAUCAAUCUCUGUGUGUUUGGCAAAAGCCUAAAGGGAAGUCAGUAUGAAUAGGCUCCUCCACACAGUCAGAAGUUCUGAAGUUAAACAAGAAUGGUUCCUCUAAGGAGCACUUCCAGCCCUGUCUUCUGGAUGCUGCAAGUUGGUUCUUCUAAGUUCAGAAUCACCACACUGCCGCUUUGAACAGGGCAAUGAUGCAAUCCCAACACUUUCACUAUUAGAUUACAUCCAUGCAUUGCUUCUUUUUAAUACAAAACAGGCAAUUAAAUGGGAUGGGGAAGACGGGGUAAUAAAAUGCAGAAGUUAACUUUUUUCAUUCUGCACUUAGGUCUUCACUGGAAUCUUCACUGCAGAAAUGGUCCUCAAGAUAAUAGCCAUGGAUCCUUAUUACUAUUUCCAAGAAGGCUGGAACAUUUUUGAUAGCAUCAUUGUCAGCCUGAGUUUGAUAGAGCUGGGUUUUUCAGAUGUGGAUGGAUUAUCUGUUCUACGGUCAUUCAGAUUGGUAAAUAAGAAGCAAAGUCUCAUUACUCAUUUGAUCAUAGACUUGAGGAGGGGAAAUAGUUAAAAACCCUCCCUCUGACUGGAUCUGAGGAAGGGCACAGAAUCUACAGGAAAGCAGUGAGUGCUGGGCCUACUUUGGAAAGGUUUCCACCCUUUAUCCCAACCACAUCAUUAAUUUUAACCAAGCUGAAGCUAGUAGCAAGCGUGUUAAAUGGGUGUGAAGACCUAAAACUGCCAGCUUCACUCGUCUCUCCAAGGCCUCAUAACCAGCAGAGAAAGGGUGCAAGCUUUUCUUGGAGCACCAUAAUCUCAUAUUUCCUUUUGAUUUAUGCUGCCGAUUAACAGCACACCUUUGCUUAUCCAUCCAAGAUGUCUUCUUGCAUGGACACUGGGAAUUCUUAUGCUCAAUAAUGUGGGUCUGCUGCUAAAGAAGGGAGAAGAGUGUCCAUGCUAUCCUUACUUUAUAUCCACAGCUACAUCAACAGAGAAGCCACACUAUCUAGGAGGAGUGAGACAUUAACUUGUACCUCUGCAGGCAAUUCCUGCUUGGGAAAGCCUGCCUUACACUGUGACAACUCUAGUUACAGGCCAGGGAUGGGGAACCCAUGUGGCCCUCCAGCCUCCAGCUCCCAUCAGCCCCAGGAAGCAUGGCCAGUGGUGAGGGGUUAUGGGAAUUGUAGUCCAGCAACAUCUUGUGGGCCACAUGUUCCUUAGCACUGCUAUAGGCCGUAAGCUAAGUAAGUGUGUCAUAUGGUUGUUGCUGGAGCUUUCCCAAAUAGAGCUAUGGAAACACUUGAGUUCAUGGCUCUUUGUCCAAUAUAUAGCUGGUGAUGGGAUGUGAGUCUCUGAAUUGCAACCACCGUCUGUAUCUCUUUCUCAUAUAAAUAAAUGCCUCAUUGUCAUUUUCAGCUUCGAGUCUUCAAGCUGGCGAAAUCUUGGCCAACUCUGAACAUGCUGAUCAAGAUUAUUGGCAACUCUGUGGGUGCUCUGGGAAAUCUGACCUUGGUCCUAGCUAUUAUUGUCUUCAUUUUUGCUGUGGUUGGCAUGCAGCUGUUUGGCAAAAGCUAUGAUAAUUGUAAGUGCAAGAUUUCAGAGGACUGCUCACUUCCACGCUGGCAUAUGAACGACUUUUUCCACUCUUUCUUGAUCGUGUUCCGAGUCCUUUGCGGAGAAUGGAUAGAAACCAUGUGGGACUGUAUGGAAGUGGCAGGCCAAGCCUUGUGCCUCAUUGUGUUCAUGCUGGUCAUGGUGAUUGGAAACCUUGUGGUAUGUAAUCAACAACUGUCCUUUCAGUUACCGUAUUUUCUGUUGAUUGUCUGAUUACCUGCUAUUAUGAUCCAUUUAGGCAAACCAGUAUGAAUACUUGUUUAGAAAAUCUGUUGACCCCCUUUCUUCUGUAAAUAGCACCCACGGUGUUAUUUCUAUAGAAUCAUAUAGCUGUAGGGGAUUUCAAGGAUGAGCCUGCUCAGCUGGCCGCAUUGACAGGCACCAAAGGUUUUGACAGGCACUAAUUAUUUGCCCACCAAAAUACCAGAUUUCCUUUUCAUUGUAGGCAUCACCUGGGCUGCAGUUUGAUGUCUUAUGGCCCAUUCCAGCAAAAGGGAUUAAGUUAUUAUUUGUUUGUUUGCUAUGUUUGUUGGUCACCCAGUCACCAGGUUCUCGGGAUGGUGUAUAAUUUUCAAUGCCUGGAAGCAAUUUUGUUGUGCUUGGCUCUUUUGCCUGCACUCAUGGCUGGUGGCCAGCAGUGUGGGCAGAGGAAUCCACACGUAAUACCCUCCUUGCAUUACAGACAAGACAGCAAACAAAUGUUCAGCAUUAAAGAUACAUUGCAGAUAAGAGAGUUCCUUGAGUGCAGCAGAAGGCACAUAGCCUGUUGUUAGUUUGGGUGCUUUCCCGGCCAAUACAGCAAUGUUAAUUUGUUUCAUUUAAUCCAUGUUUGAAUUUGCAAAUUAGCAACCCAGCGAGUCAAGGAGUAAAGCAUAACCUGGUGCUAAAGACCACUGAAAUAUACUGAAACAAAUCAGUUGGUUUAUUGUUAUAUAAUUCUUCAUUCAAAGCAUAUUGUUACAUUAUUGAUUUUUAUUUUUAUGUCAGAAUGUGCACUUCAUUCAGAGAGCACUUCAGCAGUGUACAGAAAUAGAAUAUAUUUGAAUAAAUUGAAUAAAUAAUAAUACAGUAAUCAUCUGGCCCAAAAGGCACUGCUGCUGUAUCCUAGUUAUGUCCUAACAUUCCAAAUUUACUUGUGCUUUUUCUGUCAUCUUUGUAUGAGAACUUCAAUAUAUUGGGGUGUAUUUUCGCAAAUAUCCCACUCUGUUUAAGAAAUAAGUAUGUUCCACUGGUGGAAGUGGUUAAAAAAAAUUAUGAUGACAAGAUAAAUAGGUCCUUCUCUUUAGUUUCUCUGAUACACAAAUUGCUAACAUUUGGUAAACUUGCAGACACAACACACACUGGAUUGUUUGGUUCUGCUAACAAACAAAAGCAUUGUCAAAAAUAAGACAGCAACUAAGAAAGGAUAGAUGACCACUGAUUUCAUAUCCCCAAACCCUGGAAGUAAGCACUUAAUCAAAGAAUUUUUUUAAAAAAAAAGUUAUUCAGAAAUUGAAAUAUGAAUUCAUGAAUUCAGUUUGAGAAUACAUGGGAACAAAUCUGACUUUUAGGUUUUAGGAAUUAACUUAAAGGGGGGAAAGAGCCUAAUUGAAUUCUUUUCCCCCCACAGGUCCUGAACCUUUUUCUGGCCUUAUUAUUGAGCUCUUUCAGUUCAGACAGCCUCGCUGCUCCAGAUCAGGAUACAGAUGCAAACAACUUACAAAUUGCCAUAGCAAGGAUCCAGAGAGGAAUAGAUUACGUCAAAAGAAAAAUAUAUGAGUUUGUGCAAAUGACCCUUUUGCAAAAAUGUAAGGCCUCCACUGGAAUUGGCUCAGCUGAUGGGCAAAAUGGCAAGAAAAGUGGGUGUGUCCCCAACCACACUGUAGCUGACUAUUACAAUGACAGAACCACAACUACCAUCUACGUGGAUCACAUGUCAUUCAUCAACAACCCAAACCUCACGGUGACAGUACCGAUAGCUGCGGGAGAGUCUGAUUUUGAACACCUGAAUACGGAGGAAGUUAGCAGCAUAUCCGAGCUCGAGGAAAGUAAAGAGGUAAGGCAAGGGUCAUUUUCCAUACUUACACUUUGCCCUUCUGUUUAUACAUUAUCAGCUGUGCCAUAAAAUGUAUAUGCGCUCAUAUUUUAAAAUAUAAUCUUCAUUUUUUCCUGAAAAGCCUGUGAGUAUUGAAAGCAGCAGUGUACCUACCUCCCCAUUCUAUAAACAUGGAAUAGUCUGGUGUUGUUUCAUUACUUAAUGAAGUGACACUGGCAAUGCAUCUUCACAUUGCUGAGUGCAGGCUAUGGACCAGCUUCUGUGAAAGAGCAUUUCUUCACCAGAGUGACAUUUUAGAGGACUCUGGAUGUGUGCAGGGCAGAGCACAACACAUGCCAAAACUGGGUGUGUGGUAUCAGCAUCCUAGUUGCCAUGAAGUAGCUCUGAAUCUGUUACCGUUAAUGUUCUGAAGUAAUGAAUACUCAGAUCUUAUUUAUACUGCAAUUAUACACUGCCCUGGUAAAUGGCACAGCUGACGAAACCAUUCAACUUAUCCAGGCCCAUGGUAAUCAUUAAAGUAUUCUACUUUUGAAUAUGUAGCUUACAGUAAUCAUUCUCGUUUGGAUACCUCAUUUGGACAUACUGACUGCCUGUAUCAAUUCAUAUGUUCAAGUUAGUAUCGAUGGGAUUUUUUUCCCCAUAAAUGCCAGAUGACGAUGUUUCUCUCUCUUUUCCUUCUGUUACAUUUUUUUAAAAACAAAGCCAUUGCUCAUAUUUGUCUUUCUGUGAAAACAUGAUUGUGUUUACGCAGAACAAUUUUUAAACAUAUAAAUCAGAAUUGUUAUUUCUUACUUUAACAAAUGACCAUCGUGUGCUCAGUGUGUAUAUCUCUAUAUGUCUUUGCUCAAUUGCUGUGUUUACCCUGCUUUUUCAAAUGUGUUUGUGUGAAUAACGUAUUAGAAAAUACUUUCGCAGCCAUGUUUGUGGUAUUUCCAGAACUACAAACCCAGAAGUAUUUGCGCCUUCAAUGUUAUUUCCCACCAUUCUUACUUCUCACAGGACUAAACUCAAACUGGAUCAACCAAGAGUGCAGCUCUGGUGGUUUUUAACCAGGCACAGCAACGUGUGUCAGCCAUUUUGAACAGGUUACCUCAGCAAUUCAUAUAUACAUGAUCACUGUUGAACAAAGAUUGUCUGGCAUGCAUGCUAAUCUGUAUAUUCCCCUCUUCAUCCAUUGUGAUACCAACAGAAAUAUGCACAAGCUGAUCUGCAAUUGGAGUCAUGCAACGCUCAUCCCAGCAUGAUCAGCACACUCCAACAUUCACUGUGUCUGAUGAUUUCUACAUAGCAUUUUGAUAUGUGAACUGCAUGGUCUGUGGCACUGGUUCUCAAGCUGUGAUCUGCAGGCCACCAGAGCUCCGGAAACCUCAUUCAGGUGGUCUAUGGUGUGUCCAUGAAGAACACUUGCAGUUUGAAUUCUUGUAGAAUUCUAUGGAAUUCAAAUUGCAAUACAGUAAAAUAUAAGGAAAAAAAUACAAUUUAAGAGUCAUAUAGCAUCUAGCACAGCACACUACCAUUGCUAGCACAACAGAAAGAAUAAUUAAGUAGUCAACCCAUUUUCAUGUGGUCUUGGGCCGGGUGGAAGGUUUGGUCCAGCUGUAUAGUUAGGUCUUGAAUUCUAAUGUUCCAAGCGUGCUCAAGUUUAGUAAGAGCUAGUUGUAAUUUUGAGAAAUUACAUAACCAGUCGGAAUGUGAUGAAUAUUAACAUUGCAUUUUCAUUAGUAAGCUCUUUAAUAUAAUAAACUGAUAUAUGCAUUCCUUAAGGCAUACUUCAUUAAUUUACAGUGCAUAUUUGCAUACGUCCUAGUAUGCUCAAGGAGGCUUAAUGACACGUAAGUUUGAAACAGGAUUUCCUUCGCUUUUCAUGAGUAUAAAAGCAUGACAACUCUUUUCUGUUUCAUAAUGACAUUUUUAGGGAUGAAUAGGAAUCAAAUGAGGGUGUUGUUGCUUUUGUUCCCUAAGUGCUCAUGGUGGUGUUUAAUUUAAAUUUUGAUAGAUGCAACUGGGUACUGGUGGACUUUUUUGUCCUCUUGUCUUCUGUGGAAGACUAGGAAAUACAGGGAUGGGCCAUUCUGUAACUGACAGCAGAAAAAUCUUGCCUUGGAAGUGGAUGUAGUGGCCAUACCCUAUGGUAGACUUACAUUGACAUCACCACUAACAGUAAUUUGCACUUUAUCGUGUUUCCUGUUAGGUGUUUGGGCAGUUGGGUCCUCUGGCUACAUUCCAAUCAGGUAGGGAACUUUCAGGGAUGAAGGAUCCUUCACUACCUUUCCUCUUAGCCAUGAGGAGGAGGCCUGAGGCUUGGCAAACUAACUGCUACCUCAGUGGCUGCAGCUGAAUAUGGUGAUGGCCAAGGAAGUAAUUGUGAGUGCGGCUUUCCCAUAAUGAUGUGGCUGUUGACAGUCUUUGCCAAAGGCCCUGGAAGACCCAUGAGGGGUUUUUCCAUGCCAUGCGGAGUUUAAUGAGCAGGAGGCAGUACCUCUGCUUCCAAUCCUGUUUCACUACCUGAUGUAAACUUAUUCAUUCGCUCAAGAUUUUGCUGGCAAUGAAUACUUUCCUUUCUUAACCUUUGGUUUGGUUUUACUGGUUGCUUUUUUUUACAAUUAUUGUCAUUCAAGUUUUACAUUGUGCUUUGAGAUUUUUAAAUGAAAAGUGGUAUAAAUAUAUUUUAAAGUAAUUUAUUUUUAAAGGAUGACUCUUUGUGCCAACAGAUGCCACAGGACUUGCCCCUUUUCCUGUUCUCCCCCCCACCCAUGUGAUUCCAUAAUCAGCUAUGGGGAAUCCUGGAACCCUACAGAGCAGAUUUUUGGAAUGCUGGUCAGUUGGGGGGGAAGAGAGGAAGCACUGUUGCGCAAGCAGAAAUCCAUUGCAUAGGUGAGGUGACACGGUUGGAUGUCACCCCAUACGUUUAAAAUCUAAACAUUUCAUUGUUGUGACAACCGCUCUCUCGCAAACCUUAUUUUAAGGCACAGGGUGCAAUCCCCGAAAGUAAAGCUGGUAGAGUACCUACUUGAGUUUAGCUAGCUCAUCAGAAUCUGCAGUCUUGCUGAGUUCCAUUUCUAAGUUCUGAAGAUUUAAUAAAUUCAUGUCAAAACAGAACCAGCUGGCUUCCCAAGCCAAUCCCAUGUGUGCUUCAUCAUAAAUGCUGAAUAAUAAUAAUAAUAAUAAUUUACUUAUAUCCCGCCCUCCCCAGCCGAAGCCGGGCUCAGAGCGGCUAACAACAGUAAAAGUAAUGCAACAUUCUAAAAUCAAUUCAUUCUAAAAUCAAUUCAAAAUCAAAUUAAUGGCAACCAUUGGGCUAGAGUUCUAUGAGGAUUACCAAAGGAGUGGGUCAGGCUGUGCCUUGGCCAAAGGCCUGAUGGAACAGCUCUGUCUUGCAGGCCCUGCGGAAAGAUGUCAAGUCCUGCAGGUCCCUAGUCUCUUGUGACAGAGCGUUCCACAAGAUCGGGGCCACAGCCGAAAAAGCCCUGGUUCUGGUUGAGGCCAGCCUAACCUCCCUGUGGCCCGGGACCUCCAAGAUGUUUUUGUUUGAAGACCACAAGGUCCUCUGUGGGACAUACUUUUCACUUGCUAUUUUGUGUGUCCUCUCACCAUGAACUGAUUUAACCACUAGGCAAAUUAGGCCGCUGCCUAGGGCAGCAAUAUUUUAGGUGUAGCAAAAUUAGAAGCUUAGUAAAAUUCAGAAGGGAUGCUCCUUCCUAACCACUCAUAUGGAGUGUGUCCUGCUCUUGCCAGGUGUGGCUGUCCUGUUUUCUCCCUUCCCAGGGUCAUUCUGACCGCUCUCCAUUUUGCUGCUGUCAGGGAAAGAGGAGACUAAGAUGCACCCUUCCAUGGGCUCAGAGGAUGUUGGGUAGCUGCAGCUCCUGAUUAGCACCGGUAGUAAUGUUGCUUUCACUAUUCUGCAUUGGACCAGCCUAGGAGUGGCUCAUUCCAGAUUGGCAGGCCCCACGGUUGCAUACAAGGCAGGCUGGCAGGCUGUUAUGUAACAGAAGAGGAAAAUGUAAUAUAUAUUGAUCACUUGUGAUUUUUAUAAUCCAGUUCAGAAUUACUUCACCCUGUCUCUGCUACAGCAUCUUACAAUAAAAAUGCUCUCCAUAUUAAAUGAUGAAAGCAAAUGUUCAUGUAAUUAAGAAGAAGAAGAGUUUGGAUUUGAUAUCCCGCCUUUCACUCCCCUUCAGGAGUCUCAAAGCGGCUAACAUUCUCCUUUCCCUUCCUCCCCCACAACAAACACUCUGUGAGGUGAGUGAGGCUGAGAGACUUCGAAGAAGUGUAACUGGCCCAAGGUCACCCAGCAGCUGCAUGUGGAGGAGCGGGGAAUCGAACCCGGUUCCCCAGAUUACGAGUCCACCACUCUUAACCACUACACCACACUGGCUUGAAUUGGUAUUUUCCAGUUUAGAAUAAUUAGAAGAGUAUUAAUUGCUGCUUUUGUCUUUUUUAUAAUGCUUCUUGUGUAUAAAGACCUUCACAAUAUUUACACAACAGCCUCGUGAGGUAGAUCAUUCAUAAUUUCACUUUACAGGCAGGGAACUGGAUACAAGUGUCUUGCACUUUGCCAGUUGCUUGUUCAUCUGGAACGAAUAGCAAUCUAACUGUCCUCAUAAAAUACCUGAGUAGCAAAUAACAUGAAAAUCUAUCACAGGGAUAAUUUGUGCUCGUAAAUCUUUCUGCUAUCUUAGGGUUGCCAUAUGCCUGGAAUUUUCCUGACAUAGCUGGAAUAUGCCAAUCGGAAGCAGUGUCUGGGUGCAAAUCGCUGAAAUGCUGAAUUUCCUGAAAAAUAGCUUUUGUGUCCGGAUUUUCACUUUUUGAAAUAUGGCAACCCUGUGCUAUCUGCAGCAGACUGAAACUAAAACAGAAAAAUCCAAGCUAGCAUUUGUAGGUACAGUCAAUAAGUAUUUUUUCACCUUUCAUUUGACAUAAGUUUUAAAGUGAAUUGGACCGACAGAGGUUCUGUUCCAUCCAUUUUUCCAAGCAGCUCCCAAAACGAUGACCUUCCUCCACUUGAGUUUGAUGGACUUAGGCUACAUUGAUCAGGAUACCUUCAUGAGAAUGAAAAACCACGAAUUAUUUUUGUGACAAUUACUUUCCCAAUGAUUAGCUUUGAUGGAAGGAGAAUUGGCAACAUAUUAGUAUGGGCGGGGGCUGGAGUGUGCUUGUGACUGGUCCAUCUCUGAGUAAUUAUUUACAUGGUUGGUUAUACACACCCAUUGGGUCCAUGGCAGCACCAUACUUAACACCAUAUUAGGAUAAAUAUCUAGAUUGUCAAUAAGAUUAUCACUUUCAGGAAAAUAUUUGCUUUUCUUAAAAAUGAUUAGGAACAGUUCCUUUAAACAUCUUAAAUAAGUUUUUUAAUAAUUGGAAUAAAAGUUUGAAAAUCACGGAAAGGUGUACAUCAUCCCUGAAUCAUGUAAUUCAGAAUGCAAUAACUGUGAUUAGAAUCGCCCUGUAUUGUUUUAACUGUGCUUUCAUCAUUCCCCACAUUCAUCCAGCUGUUGGUGCCAUUUCUGAUGUUAUAUACUGUAUGGUAAUAACAUUGUAUCAGGCCAGAGAAUGCCAUAAUCACAACUACUUUGGUUAAUUCUGAUACUCAGACCUAUCGUGGGUCAUGCUGUUUAUUUUGGCCCUGCCUUAAAUUCCACUGCAUAUUUGAUCUCGAUGAUCAGGUUCGAAGGAUGCCAAACCAAUUGCAAUCACAACCUAAGAUGAGAGUUCUCUAGCACCUGAAUCGAUAAUUCUCUGAAUACUUCUAAGAGUUGGUCUGAGUACCAGAGUAACAAAGAGUUUAAAAAUGCAUAGAAACCAACACAUCUAUGCACUUGCAAGAGAGAAUGCAAAAUAAAGGCUGUGGGAAUGAAAUAAAUAUGUUUCUUUCAUUGUUGACAUUUCCUUUUUUUUUUUUUUAAAAAAAAGGAGUUUGGGGGUGAAAUGGUAUUCUGUGAUUAUCUGUUGUCUGGUGAACUCCAGUUUACUGCACCAUAUCCAAUAUUGUUCUGGAGGGUCCCCCACCCACCAGGAGCUGUUUUUCAGGGAAAGAGGGAAUGGAUAGGGAAGAUAGUCAAAAAUUGGUUGCCAUGCUUUGCAGAAGUGCUUGAUGCUAGCAUAGAGCCACCCCUAGAUAAAACUCAAUCUUUGUGGAGGUGGCGGGGAAUCAAUCAUUGGUAUCGUUCACGUCCAAAUUGAGAGCAAUUUGGGUCAUGCUGCUGAUUUCAACUUUUUUUGGGCGGGGGUGGUUCCUGUCUGUGGUGCAAGCUUGAAUUUAGCAUUAUAAAUAAUAUUGAUAGAUAAAGCUGUUUAGCAGUAUUUUUUUUCUGCCGAUCAACUAAUGUCAGUUAAGUCAGAACUACUAUGACAAAAUUGUUCUUUUUUGAAAAGAACAAUUUUAAGAGCAGCAGAAAAAAAUGCACCCUCUAUACAUUUAUUGAUAAAUUAUACAGAUUGACACCAGAUAAUUUGGGGGGGGGGGGAUAUUCUUACCAUCAUUGCCCAAAAAGCAUUUGAAAUUUCCUUUGGUAAGUAACAAUGCACAGCUGCAUAUGGGUAUGUUUAGAUGUUCUAAGGCACUUGAACCGUAAUCAGGUGUUGCAAUUUCCACCCGGUGGUUGCAGAGUAUGGCUGUGUGCUCUGUCCCCACCUGCACUGCCCCCAAACACUGGCUGCAUCCCUGACUUCCCAUGCUGAUCAGGAAAGUCUGAAGGAAACAGGGGGCAUGUCUAAGUUCAUUUGGUUGUGUGCAUUUGGAAGCCUCUCCUAUUGGAAGUCCUGUAUUAUCAGGGUUCCCAGUCACAGGGAGGCUUCUCGGAACAUUAAUUUAAACUUAUGAAAACCCUUCAGGGCUUCCCACUCAACACAGAAAGCUGGGAGGUAGAGUGGACAUACAGAUGGGCUGGCAUGUAAAGGUCCCGUAAUCUGAAGUAGGCUUUUGUGAACACAGCUUUGCUUUUCUGGAACUCUGAUUUGAGAUGUGUGAACAUACUCCUGUGCAUGCCCAGUCACAUUAACCUCAGCUCAGAAUCCAAUACAUACUGCUUUUUAAAAAAAUGCAUUGUGUGAUCUUUCUUACAGAAAUUAAGUAUUUCCAGCACCACUGAAGGCAGCACAAUUGAUGUUGCUCCCCUGGGAGAGGAGGAAGCGGAAGAUGCAGCAGAAGACCCAUCACAACCAAAGGCUUGCUUUACAGAAGGUAUCAAGGGCAGCAAACCUAACAGUGGGGAUUGCAUGCAGGACAAAAAUAUGUAUUUGGGAAUUGCUGUAUCCUGUGAGUAUGUGAGGAAGCAGGGGGGAGAUGUUCAGCCAAAUGACUUUAUGCUUAUGACAAAGUGGGUUGUGGCUCAUGGAAGCUUAUGACACAAUAAAUGUGCUGGUCUUAUUGGUGCCACAGAUCUCUCUGUUUCUUUUGCUACAACAGACUUAACAUAGCUAUUCCCACUGGGAUUUUUCCUUGAGGAAAUGCUAUUUUAAACACAGUUGCUACUUAGAGUAAUGAAGCUGUUUUAAAUUUACGUUGUGUGAGUCAGUUUAGCAAACAAAUGUAGGGAUGGCAGAAUGUCUGGCACCAGCAAUAUGUCUCUGGGUUGUAUUCAGCAUAGCGCUACGGCUAAGGUUCCAUCAGGCAACAAUUUUUCCUGCAGGAUUGAAACUUCACCUCUUCCCCAACCCUGCACAAUUGUUCUGGGCUUUCCAUAAAUCAUAAAAUUGGCUAACAGCUAUCCAAUCCAUAUAUUGCCAGGAGGAUUUUUUCUCUCUUUUAAGUCAUUUCUUUAAAUGAGCAUUUGUGGUGAAACAUAUCAGAUUAAUGGCAGACUAUCAAUCUGUUACAGUGACGUUUCUCCCUUUGGAGUUGGGAAUCAAUAUGUUGGCCUGUUCCUUGAGGAAGGACGUCAAGUCUGUGCACUGCUCCAGAUUGUCAGUUGGGGGAAAAAAUCCAUCCCUUUGAAAUUGGAGUCUAGAAUAAGUUUGCUGACUUUGUCCCAGAGGAUUUCCUACUCUUCAGGAUGCAGUUAGCAAAUUGUUUCCUGCUUCCAGACUCCAUAGGAAGAUCCUUUCCAUUGAUCCAUUUUCGUCCUGUCAUUAAGCAGAAUGGUAGAGAGUCCUGAGGGUACUGUUUCUUUGUCUGAGAAAAGAGAAAGUAGAAACAGUACCAAAGGUUUCCUUAAAAAGAGGUAUUAAGCCAGAGCGUUGCUAGGUACAGACCUCUGGUGACAAAUUAGCAAAAAAUAAAUAAAAUUGCAUAUGCCAUUUUAUAUGUAUAGAUGCAAAUUUAGACUGACUUUCAGAGGUAGUAGUAACAAUAAUGUGAGGGGAAUAAUGCAUGCUGUCACAUAACACUGGACAUUAUGAGUGAUCCAAUAAGGUCAGAAACCAUGGUUUCCCACUAUGAGAAUGAACCAUGGAGAGCCUCAGGCUUGCAGACUCCUCCUUCCCACAUCUCUCCCGUCUGCAAGGAGGCCAGAAGCUCUUAAACAAAACAUGACUCCCAUUAUGCUGGAACUCAGAAACUGUGGUUUGUAUUAAGACUAGUUAGAAAAAAGUCAAUCUGAAGCCACAGUUUGAUGCUGACUUUCCCCUGCUGCCUAGAGUUAAAGCAAACCACAGCUCCCUGCUUUUGUUGCACUAGAAACUAAGGUUUGCUUAAAAGCGGAAGCAAAUCUUCAUUAUGAAAGAGUUCUAGCAGUAGUUCUAGCGUUAGUUCAUUCAUAUAGCAGAAAAUCAUGUUUUUCUGAUUACAUCUUAACUUUAGCUCUGUACUCAUUAUACUUGUGGAAACACAUUCCCCGCAACAGUCAUAUUUGCAAGGGUGAAAUAGGAGAAUCACAUUUUUCAGGAACAAAAUACUGCAAUUGGUGUUCUGGGGAAAUGCAACAGAGGAGGAGGAAGAUGUAAUUCCCUGAUAAUGUAUCUCUGUACAUAUAUGAAAUCAGGUUCUCAGAGCAAGAAACCGAACUUAUUAUGUUUGUUAUUCCAUAAUACACAUAAAAUACAGAAUGCCAUACACAUUGAUGAUGCUACAUUAAUAAUCACCAUCAUUGUGCACAAUGAAUUUAGAAAUACUGUUGUAUAAUGUUUAAUUAGAUAAAUGAAUCUGGCAACAGUAAAGACAAAAGAGCAGAAACUAAUAGUUUGUGUCUUAGCACCUCAAAGACCUGUGUUGGUGGUUGAUUUUAUAGCCUCCAUCAAAUUCAUACAUUAGUUUCUACAGCACCACAAAACAUUUUGUUUCCAUAAACAUACCUUCGAUUGCAUAUUUCAGUACUGUUCAUUUACAACAAUGGCUUCAGGACAUGAGAAACUCAUGAGGCUGGAUCCAGAGAACUAUGAGCAGAACUAUGAAUGGAAAGGCGGUGGGGUGGGGGGGAGUCACACCCUUGUGGCUAACAGAAGUCUCUUCUAGAGAGUUGGGGUGCCUUUGGGGAAACUGUGGGAGGUGGCACGUGAGGCUGUAGGGAGAAAUGAAGAUCUAUGAGGAUUUCCUUCCAUUUGCAGAAGGGCAACUCAGGGCCCAAUCCAUAUCCUGGAGUUUGCCUAAAUAUUUUACUUCAUUUUAUUUUACUUUGAUCAUUUCAUCCACCAAAUAUUCUGAUUCCAGGCUGUGUACGGAGAUUCAAAUGCUGUCAGGUCAGCAUAGAAUCUGGAAAGGGCAAAUUAUGGUGGAACCUUCGCAAAACCUGCUAUAAGAUAGUGGAACACAACUGGUUUGAAACCUUCAUUGUCUUCAUGAUCAUUCUCAGCAGUGGUGCUUUGGUAAGUGGAAUAUAGAUCAUUAUGUUGUAGAACGGAGUAUAUUAAUUAACUGGGAUGGAAGGAAUUGUCCCAAUUUGUACACAAAUGAAUUUAUUUUGGGGUGGUCUUCUAUUCCCUUCUAGUUAUAUGACUUUUUUAACAUAUAUUUCUCCCUUUGAAAUCCAAGUAGCUAUUCGUUAAGAUUCUCUUAAAGUCACAGUUGGGUUUGUCUCUUACCAUGCUACCAUUUUAGUUUCAUUUCCUAAUCCUGACCUUCUCACUUAAAACAAGUUGUGGGAAUGUGUCCCUCUAGAUCAGCCUUUCUCAACCUGUGGGUCCCCAGAUGUUGUUGAACUACAACUCCCAUCAGCCCUAGCUAGGAAGGCCAGAGCUCAGGGAUGAUGGGAGUUGUAGUCCAACAACAUCUGGGGACCCACAGGUUGAGAACCACUGCUCUAGAUGGACUACAACUUCCAUCAUUCCUGACCUUUGGUCAUGCUGUGUGGGACUGAUGAGAGCUGGGAGUCCAACAUCUGGAGGGCUAUAGGUUCUACAUUCCUGCUUUAGUUUUCAAGCAUUUUUUGGAUAAACUCCUAAUUCCUUCCCAUGAAUUAUACUGCAUUAUGCCGUAUUUUGGGUGUUGGAUUGCUAGUUUUAAUGAAACAGAAUUACAUUUCAUUUUGAUUUUAUUUAUUUUUUGAUGUUGUUUGUUGCAUUUUGAUGUAUUGGGAAUAAUUUUAUUCUUGAGAGGCUAUGUUGAAAUCAAUUAAAUAAAAUAGCAGGAACUUCUGUAAGUGUAUUUUAAAGAGUAUUGGUAGCCUCUAGAUGUCUUAUAACUUGUCAAACCAAUUUGGUUCAGGUACGUGUUUUCAUAAUGUGUAGAUUCUGCAUUUCAAGCAAAUGUUAGAAAAUCUUCCAGUGGAAUAGCAAGUCACAAGUGUCCAAAAUGUAAUUGAGAUGUACAUAAAUAUAAAGCAUAGCCUUUAAAAAUAUCAGGCACAGCAGAAUGAGUGACAUUUUGUCUCUCCAUGCCCCCCCCCCCAGCCAAUAUGACCUUAUUUGUAGUAGCGUUUUCCUUCAUAGGCUUUUGAAGAUAUAUAUAUAGAACAGCGCAGGACUAUCAAGAUCGUACUUGAAUAUGCAGAUAAGAUCUUCACAUACGUCUUCAUUCUGGAAAUGCUUCUGAAGUGGGUAGCUUAUGGGUUUCAAGCCUAUUUCACAAAUGCCUGGUGCUGGCUCGAUUUCCUGAUAGUUGAUGUAAGUACUUCCUUUGCCUAGCAGCUUUGUACAUUGAAUUGUUGGUGAGCCAUGCUUUCAUCAUAAUGCAUCAUAAUAUUUAAAGUGGGCUAGUUUGGCUCAGUUACGCAUCGCAGUCAGAGCAAGAUGCAUUUUUGUACUCCCAGUCACCUUCACCGGUUUAGGUCUCUUACCUAGUGGGUGUUUGCUUCAGCGACCUAACACAUAGUACCUAUGGGAAGGAACUGGUAAUAGAAGUCCCUUGCUUUUUAUUCAGGUGUGUUCUGUAGAUAUAGGGAUUUGUUCAGGUCUCUCAUGAACUGGGCUACAACACUUUGCCCUCUGUUUGUGCUCAGUGCCCUUUCUACAGCGUUACCCACAGUUAUCAAUUUCUCUUCCCAUGUGUUCUUGCGUACUCAUGACUGCCUAGAUGUGGGGAUGUGGCAGCGUUGUAGUGCUGUGCCAUGUGACUUUAUGUGUUCAUAAUCUUCUUCUAUAUCUCACGUAAGCUUGAUUCUGUGCUAUGUUUGGCUACUGGGAUAGUCAGGAACCUGGCCUCCAGCAUGCCUGGAUGCAGAUUGGUGGUCUUGUGGUUAGUAGCGGGGCUCAUUCUGUACCCAUUACUGAAUUGUUUGUCAUUUACAGUAUAGGUGGGUAAUUCAGGGAGGUGAAUAACAGUAAGAUAAUUCAGACUUUAGGUGCAUCAGUUGCUGGAACACUGUCCUGUGAUGGUGCAAGACCCAUAUGGAGUGAAUUUUGAAAAGCACCAUAUCUGAGGGCACCGUAUCUAAGGGCAGGAACCUUACUAAGCAGACCUAGGUCUCCUCAAAGACAACCUGGGAAACCCAUUUCACUGCCCUAAGUUCACCCUGGGGAAAAAGGCAGCAUAUACAUGUGGGUAGGUAGGUAGGUGGAAACAGAAAUAGCUUGCCCAGCAGUGGCUGCAACAACAGCCUCCCAUCAGCAAUUUUGCUGCCACUUAAUGGGAAAGGAAGGGACAGGGAGACAGAGAGCACAGGGUUGUGUGGGCAAGCUAGCGAUGGCAAUGUGAUGGUUCUGCCAGUGCAUCCACACAGCCCUAACCUUGCAACCACCUCAUCUGUCCCCCUCUUAGUCUGUGGAGGUAUUGCCGCUGUUGGCAGGCUAUUGUUGUGACUCCAUCCCACCAGGCGAGCUGUUCCUGGGGAGGAAGGAAGGAACAUUCAUCUCUGUUUACUUGGCGUAAUGCAGGUUCGCCUUCUGGUUUAAGUUUGUAAUCGAGCUGAUAUUUGUAUUCUGUUUGCUGUUGUUAAAAAGAUAUAAUUUAUACUUUUUCAAUAAUUCUGUAACUGUUGUCGUUUCUGAAUAGGUUUCUAUAGUGAGUCUAAUAGCCAAUGCCUUGAACUUUUCCGAACUUGGUCCCAUUAAAUCGCUUCGGACACUGAGAGCCUUGAGACCUCUGAGAGCAUUAUCGCGAUUUGAAGGAAUGAGGGUGAGCAAGACAACAUUAAAUAACAAUUGAGGGACUCGUGGUCAGAAACAGCAAGCGGUAUCUCUGUUUCUUAAUGUAAGGGUAUCAGUGCUGUUUUAGUUUGCAGUUGCUGGCAGGAACAUUGCUUUCAACCAGGGAUGGGGCUUUGAGGAUAACCAUAAUGCCCCAAAAGGAGUCAGUGGGAUGUGUUGUGAGCCACUUUGUGGUCUCUUGAUAAAGAGUGGUAUAGACAUUUAAUUAUAGUAAACAUUACAUCCAAGGCGAGCAUAACUUGACUUGGGGAGAACGUUUUGUGUGUGUGGCAUCCACACGGAAAAUUGUUGUUACUAUGAUUCACUUUUAUCCCAUCCUUUUCCAAGGACCUCAGGACUGUGUACAUGGUUCUCCCUUCUGUUUAUCAUCCCAGCAGCCCUGCCAAGUAGCUUAGACUGAGAGAGGAAAUUCCCCCAGUAGGCUUUGUGAAUGAGUGGGGCGGUCUCAGUACCAAAACACUAACUGAAAACCAGUCCCACCCAAAAUUGACUAGAGCUGGUCAGAGACCACCCACUCAAGAAUCUUUCCCAGAAAGGGGGCAUUUGCAAUCAUUCUAUAGUUGUUCAGAUCUUUGAGCUCCAGGGAGAAUUUCUGAAGGAGUGGUCUUACUGCUGCCUCUUCCAGGCAGCCCAAUACCAUUCCCUCUUGGAGUGAGGCCUUCUCCUUCCAUCACCAGCCAUGAGGGUCAAGGGUCAAGGAAUGCAAAUGGUCACCUGCACCCACCCAGGUACCCUGCCAACAUACGCAGGCUGUGGUAAUGAAACUCAUUCAACAAAACUGAACGACACAGCAUUCUGGACACCCCUUGAGAUUGACCUGCUACAACAGUGGAGUCAAGGUCCAAGCAGAUUGCAAGCAAAUCACAGCAGGCCACAACCUCCUUUGGGCCAGUAUGUAAGAGAACUUGCUCCAUGCAAUAAAACUGAAAUACAUGGUAUAUAGAGGAUGCACUGGAGGCAGCGAAUUCAGCCAGUGUGGUGUUAAGAGCGGUAGUCUCGUAAUCUGGGGAAGCGGGUUCGCGUCUCCGCUCCUCCACUUGCAGCUGCUGGGUGACCUUGGGCUAGUCACACUUCUUUGAAGUCUCUCAGCCCCACUCACCUCACAGAGUGUUUGUUGUGGGGGAGGAAGGGAAAGGAGAAUGUUAGCCGCUUUGAGACUCCUUCGGGUAGUGAUAAAGCGGGAUAUCAAAUCCAAACUCUUCUUUUCUUCUUCUUUGGUGCCUUCACCACCACUGAGUAGGCUCGAUAACAAGCACAUACAUAUCUUCAGUCAUAUUCACCAGGAGUUUUUCUGCACUUGCAUUCUAGCUGCCCCCCCCCCAAUACAGGUGUCCCAGACAAUAGCCUCUUACCCAAUCUCCUUCUUUUGGUUAUAACCCAGGUGAAUAUCAUCCCUUCCCACCCACUCUGCAAUAAGCUUAUAUCUCCGCCUGUAAGAGAUUAGCUCUCCUGUUAUAUUCACAGCCUUCUGUUCUCAUUUGUUCUCGAAUACAUUAUUAAGCACAUAAUAGGAUCCCACUUUCCCUUCCUCAUUUUUUCUAGAGGAAUAUAUUUAUUUAGAUAGUUAUUUGAACAUGCAAUAUUCACAUUACCUUUUAUAUUAGACUUAAAUAAUUAUUAGGGCAGCAACAACAAUCUUCCUUUAAAAAAUAUUUUUAAAUGCAAAGUGACAAUAUCGUCUUAGAAAGACGUGGUCUUCUGUGACGUAAGUGUGUAUCGUCACAGAGCCAGAAGAUGACUCAUUCCAUCUUAGAAAAGGGAUUAUGCCUUGGGGGAAAGAGGUGUGGGGAGGGGUUUGCCAAGGGCAGCUGUUCUUGGUGGAUUCAGCAGCAAUAAACAUGCUUUGGAUAAAGGCUGCAAGUUUUAUACAUGUAAAGCAAGAAUAAAGCAUGAAAUGCACAUAGACAGCCUGCUUCUGAGCAUAAUGCACAGAACUCGCCUGCAUAAAGCACAUUAAAGCAUGAUUUGUGCAAUAAGACCACAUCAUCCUAACUAACUAGACUAAGGCAUAAGGCCUUAUCACUGGGUAGGGUUAAACAUAAUAAGGCAUAAGGCAGGAGCCCACUGCUUUCGCUGGAGUUACUAAGAGCCUCCAGUACAGCGACAGACAUGGCCUCUUAACAGCCAUGAUGGUAAUGGUUUAGAAACUUUCCCCCAGAACUGUGGUUUUUAUUUAAAUGCAGAUUUAUGUUAAUCAAACUGAUCAGUUGAUUAAAAUGCUUCAGCCAGUUGACUGGGAUUUAAUUGGAGUUUACUAUUAAGUAUCUGAUAAAAUCUAACACCAGCAUCAGAAUCUACCUAAAUACUUUUCCCAACAUCAAAUCUUUUGCAGCCGUUUCAAUAACUUCUGUUCACUUCUUUUGUCGUUUUGUCUAGGUGGUUGUGAAUGCUCUGGUAGGAGCCAUACCCUCCAUCAUGAACGUGCUUCUCGUUUGCCUUAUAUUCUGGCUAAUUUUCAGCAUCAUGGGUGUCAAUAUGUUUGCUGGCACGUUCUACUUUUGCAUGAAUAAUACAGAUCAGAAAAUGAUUUCAUAUGAAAUAGUUCAGAAUAAAUCAGUUUGUGAAAGUAUGCCAAAUGUAUCCAGAUGGACAAAUGUUAAAGUAAACUAUGAUAAUGUGGGAGCCGGAUACCUUUCUCUACUUCAGGUUGUAAGUAAUCCCCUAUUAAAUACUGGUAAUAACUUCCAUUGGCAGUAGGUUGGAUGUCAGUUUUGUCGGGUGGAAUCCCAUUGGUGUCCUUCCGCUCAUAGAAGGACGCCUGCUAUGAAGGGAGGGGGAGGCAAUCUUUCCCAGUUUCUUCCUACAGCUGUGCAUGUGUGCUAAAAUGGUCACCUGUAUAUGCAAGAGUUUUAAGCUCUGCUUUGGAAAAUGUGCACCAUAUUCUCAUCUAUUAGAACUUAGAUCGUGGAUAGCUUUUAACAUAUUGCCUCUUUAUAGGCCACCUUUAAAGGAUGGAUGGAGAUAAUGUAUGCUGCUGUGGAUUCCACAGGUGUAAGUACAUGAUGGUGUAUCUUUUUCUUUCUCAAAUGCUGAUUAUAAGUGUGUAUGUGUUUUAAAGCGCUUACUAUCAUAUUUAUACUCUUAACAAUGAGAAUAGUCUUGUCUUUCCAAUUUGUUUUUAAAAACAUCAUCCCCCCCAAAAAAUUGGGCAUCUUGUCUAAGAUUUGGUACUUGGCAAGUAGGGGAAUAUUCUGGAAGUGGAAAUUGCUUUCCUAAGGACCAAAGAGCAUGAAGUUAACCUUUUACUCUUAAGUCUGUUUUUUGCCUUGGUUAGCCCCAAAUCUGGGAACAAUUCAGGGUAUCCUACUAAAGGGGUCCAAGGUUUGGGUUCUGUCCGAAAGCUCAGAUGGGGGCCAACAUGCCAUAGGACAUCCCUAAAUGGCAUCCUGGUGGGAUUUCUCCAUUAGAUCUGCAUAAAUCCCUUCACCAGGAUUAAGCCUGAUGGUGAUAUCAGCCAGCAAUCGGGUUUGCUGUUACGGGGCACAGACUCAAUGCCAAUGCCAAAUCCAGUUUACAUCUGCUGUCAAUAAAAUUGUGGCCAUUUUCAUCCCAAGAUAGUCUUAUGUCUUUCUUACUAUAUUUACAGUGUUAGUUCCCACCCCGCUCUCAUUAAUUGCCAGUCCACCCACAAAUUAACCCUUUACCUUAAGUCUGUUGGUUAGGAAAGUGAUUAGCAGCUCUGCCUCCUGUUUGACCUUACUUUCCCUUUUAUUUUCUCCCUCACUUAAGUCCUUGUUUCUAUUCUCUUCCCCCCUGCCUCUCUUUAGUGACAGCUAAGGGAAAGUGGGAGCAAGCACUCAUGCACUAGAGGCCCAGACCUGGGAACAUAAGAGGCUGCAAAGACCAUUAGUUCAUCUGGAUCAGUAUUAGAAGCAGCCCUCCAAUAUUUCAGACUGGGGUCUUCCAGCCCUACAUAGAGAUGUCAGGGAUUCAAUUCCUACUGUACCAUUAACUCUUAGAAACAAAUGUAUCCCUAGUUUAAAUUGCCAGUAAAACAUGGGAAUAAACUAAUCCCAACUGUGGUUCUCAGGAAGCAAUUGCAAGACCAAGGCCAUUCUGUAGAACGUUUUUCAGUAUCUAUAAGGGAACAUUGGGUUUUUUUUAAAUAUGCUCUAGUUUUGUGAACUGGCCUUAUGUAUUUUCUACAGACAUCUAUAUGCUUGUUCUUAUUUCCUUGGUAUUGGUGUUUAAGCAAGCACCUACUUGUUUUUAGAAGAUAAUCUAUGCAGCCCAUUGGGUACUGAUCUAUUUUUAUGUUUCCUUGCAUUAUAGUUGGAUAAACAGCCCAAAUAUGAGGCCAACCUGUACAUGUAUCUUUACUUCGUCAUCUUCAUCAUUUUUGGUUCAUUCUUCACCUUGAAUCUUUUCAUUGGUGUCAUCAUUGAUAAUUUCAACCAGCAAAAAAAGAAGAUAAGUGUCCAGAUUAUUCAUUUCUACUUCACACAGUGAGCUGUGUUUCACAGAAAAUACAGUGGUACCUCGGGUUACAUACGCUUCAGGUUACAUACGCUUCAGGUUACAGACGCUUCAGGUUACAGACUCCGCUAACCCAGAAAUAGUAUCUCGGGUUAAGAACUUUGCUUCAGGAUGAGAACAGAAAUCGUGCUCCGGCGGCGCGGCAGCAGCGAAGACCCCAUUAGCUAAAGUGGUGCUUCAGGUUAAGAACAGUUUCAGGUUAAGAAGGGACCUCCGGAAUGAAUUAAGUACUUAACCCGAUGUACCACUGCAUUCAGAAUGUCAUAGUUGCCUACCAUUCCAGAAUCAGCACUAUGUUUUCUUACUGCCAUAGCAUUUGGAGGUGCUUAUACAGUACGACUGGUGUGUUACUUAAUUUACACCAAUAUUCAGUUUUCUGAAUGGUCAGCUGAACUUUUUGUUACAGCAUAAAACCUGAUUGGCAAGUUUGCAAUGAGACAUUUGCCCUUUUCCAGCAUCUCUUACAAAUGGAUAAACGAGCGUAAGCCAUAAGGCAAAUGGAGUGCCUGCGUGCACCUCACGUUGUCCAUUAGCAACAACAAACACUGCUUUAGAACUUGACCAGGUUAUUGAAUUUGGAAGGAAAAAGAGAGAGAGAGUUGGGUGUCAUCAGGAUAUUGGUGAUCUCAAAACCCCGACAUCCUCCCCCUGUGGUUUUGUGUAGAUACAGCUUGGGGAAGAAGAUGGAACCCUGAGAGACACCAUAGACCAAAGGCCAAGGUAUCAAACAGGAGUCCCCUAGCACCUCCUUCUGAAACUGCCCCUCCAAGAAGGUCCAGAAUCACUGUAAAACUGUGUCUCCCAUUCCCACCAUAAGGUCUAGAAGGAUAGCGUGACUGGUGGUAUCAAAAGUAAUAGAGAGGACCAGCAGAACCAACAGGAACACACUCCCCAUUGUCCUACAUAGAUAAUCCAUCCAGGUGACCAAGGCAGUCUCCAUUUCAUAACUAUACCUGAAGCUUGACUGACUUGGCUGUAGAUAAUUUUCCUCAUCCAGGAAUACCUGGAGCUGAGGUGCCACAACUUACUCAAGCCCUUUGCCCCCAAAUGGGCAAAGAGCUUCACAUUCUGGUGUGUAUGGGGAGAAGGGAUAGGAACUCCAAGUGUACAUCAGAGCAUCAUGGCUCUGAAGUUGAUAAGUUAGUUACGGAUAUGUAUGAUUUUUAAUGGAUCUCGUUGUUCUCCAUUCAGUCCUUCCCUCCCAAAAAACCACCACUAUAUUUCCUUUGGGAGCAUCGGGGAUUCCAUUUCUUGAAUAGAAGGAAUUUCAUUGGAACGAGUUUUUCUCUGACAGAAACUCUUUCCUUCUAAGGAAGCUGCUUCCAUCUCAGGAAGAGGGAAUCUUUUGAUCCAAUCCAAACUGUUGAUAGAAUUACUAUUCCUUCUGCUGGAGGUCAAGUGAUACAACAGCAGUGCAAUUAAAUCAACAUUCUGCACUGUAUGCAAGCUGUCAGUAUCCUCUAAUACAAUUUGCAGUGGCCUAUGGAAGAUGAAAAUAAAUUAAAUUGAAACGUAAAGCGUAUGUACCAAAAACCACCACUAAGCAAGUACCAGAAGUAAUUCAAUUCAAGAAGGAGUUAAAUGAAGCCAAUAAACGGCUUCGUUCGAGGAUAUUCCAUUACUUAGGGAACAAAGGGUAUUCAUCAAAUAAUGAUCCGCAUCAAAUAUUUUCAUUUUCCUCUUUAAAACAAAACCUACAUGAAUGCAAAAUAAUCCCUACACUGGUAGACUGGGCAGGUGAAUGUUGCAGGGUUAAUCUUUAUGGAUGGAAUAAAAUGCCGAUGUUCCAUCUACAUGAGCAUAUCAGCUUUUGAGACAGAAGGAUGCAUCCCCCUUUCCUCCCAUAGUCCGUUCUGGGAGUUUAAGAAGGCACCCCAGAGCCAAUUUGAGGGGCACAGGGAGAGGGGCGGAAACCCCAUAGUGCUAGCAGAAGUCCUUACACAGAGUUUCCACACAGGGCUUGUUAGGUGAAUCCUGCCCAAAGUUUUGUGGUUAAAAUAUACCCAUGAAGAAGUCAUGCGCUUGCACAUCUACUUGAAAUAAAUGGGGUUUACCCAUUUAUAUAUGUAUUAAAAAUGUUUUUGUAUCGCUGUGUCAUAAAAUAUCAGUGUUGGUGUACAACAAAUAAACAUAAAGCACUAUUUUAAAAAGUCAAAUAAUCAUUAAAGUCUUCAAGAAAUGCACGAAAGUCAAAAGUGAAGGGGCCUGCCAUAUCUCUGAUGAAAGAGUGUUCCAUAGCAUGUGGCCAGCUACACUAAAUUCCUGGCUUCUGUUUGAAGCCAGUUGGGCCUCUGCAAGAUGAGGUACAACAGGCAGCACUCCUGCGGAUGAUCUCUGUGAUCAAGCUCAGGGUGUUAGGGCUCAAGGUCCUUAAGGUAUCCUGGAUCCAAGUUGUUCAGGGUUUUGUGUAUUAAUGUAAGAACCUUGAAACUUGAAGCUGGCCCAUGAGCACAUGGGCAGUCAGUGCAGAUGUUUUAGCAGAUGUGUCACAGGCUGUCUGGCAUCUGCUCCCAUCAGCAGUUUUCACCUGCUGGAGCUUCCAGGGCAGCCCCACAUAGAGCACAUUGCAGUAAUCCAGCCUCAAGGUUAUCAACACAUGGAGUACAGUGACCAAGUGUAUACUCAUGAGUCUAGAGUUAUGGUUGUAACCAGUGGUUUUUUUAAUUCCUUUACUUAGGAGGACAAGACAUUUUUCUGACAGAAGAACAGAAGAAAUAUUACAAUGCAAUGAAAAAGCUGGGGUCCAAGAAACCGCAGAAACCCAUACCCAGGCCAGCAGUAAGAAUGUCUUGUAUCUUUUUUUAAAUUUUUUUAAGCAUUAAUCAGACAAAAGCUUUCACUGAAGUUUAAAAAGCAAGUUCACCGAGAAAAACAGCUUUCCCUUGCCCAUGAAAUGACCUCACACCCUUUUGUUGUCUUACUUCUCUCUGUCUUGUUUCUGCAGAAUAAAUUCCAAGGCUUUGUUUUUGAUUUCGUAACCAAGCAAGCCUUUGACAUCGGGAUCAUGGUUCUCAUCUGUCUCAACAUGAUCACCAUGAUGGUAGAAACAGAUAACCAGGACCCCUCUGUGGAAGACACUUUGUACUGGAUCAAUGUGAUUUUCAUCAUCCUUUUCACUGGGGAGUUUCUCCUGAAAUUGAUUGCACUCCGCUAUUAUUAUUUCACUAUUGGUUGGAAUAUAUUUGAUUUUGUGGUCGUCAUUAUCUCUAUUAUAGGUAAGAAAUAUUUGGGGCUCAAAGGAUGGAUAUAAGUGAAGAAAAGGGUCAGCUAAAGAAAGUAUUUUGGAGAUUUGGCAUAAACUGUUGUAAACGCUGCUGGUACCCACUUAAUUCCCUUUUUUUCCACUUGAGACUACGAAGUCUACAUUGCAGCAUGCAUGGCGAAUUGUUUUAACAUUGUACUGCAUCAGAAAUGACACAGAGGUCUUUUAUAAGUACUUGAGGCUUUGUAGAUGCAGGGGAUUCAAUUUAGUGGGGUCAGAAAUGGUAUGAAGAAAAACCUAUGUCAAUUCAUCUCAUGACACGUCAGGGGCACCCAAUGAAAUUGAUUGGCAGCAGGGUCAGAAUGGGCAAAAUAAAAACACUUCUUCAUACAGUUAACAAUUAACUUUGUUCCUGUAAGGUGCAGUGAUAACCACCAGGUCAGGCAGCUUUCAAAAAUGAGUAUUAUUUCAUAAAUCACUAUUAUUUAUAUCCCACUUUUCAGGAUAUAAAACCUUCCAAGGUGGCUUACAAGGCCUUCCUCUGUUUGUGGAGGGGACUUUGAGUUCCUACUGGCAGAAAUAGGAGACCAUGUUUGUCUGUUCCCCUGCAGUUCCCCUGCCUUACAGGUCUGAAGGUUCCCUCACCCUUCCAGAGCAGAUGUUCAGUGGCCACAGGGGACAAUUUCAGCAAAAUUACCUAUACCCCCUUCAUCUAGCAUGGACAUCCUGUGAGCAGGAUAGAAUUUUUGAAUCCAUCCCAUAGUAUACACAGAGAAAAUUAAUUAUCCCAGUGACAGCAGGAGCUGUAGACAUCCCAAUGUCAGCCUAGCCUAGCAUUCUCUCCUUGACCUUUCACAAGACAGUUGAGUCAGAAAAUAACCACAAUAUGUGAACUAAAGCCAAUUCCAGGUAAAAAACAACAACAUGGGGAUAGUGAUUUGCCAUUUCCACCUCACACUGCAGCCCCUGAUUGAAAAUGAUGUGAUUGUGUAUUACAUUAAUAUGUAAUAUUAUAAAAUGGUUUGCCCUAUUUUUUAAAACAGGUCUUUUCCUGUCCAAACUCAUUGAAAAAUACUUUGUGUCGCCCACUUUGUUCCGAGUGAUCCGACUUGCCAGGAUAGGUCGCAUCCUGCGUCUCAUCAAGGGUGCUAAAGGGAUCCGCACUCUGCUUUUUGCCUUGAUGAUGUCUCUCCCUGCCUUGUUUAACAUCGGUCUCCUCCUUUUCCUGGUCAUGUUCAUCUACGCUAUAUUUGGAAUGUCCCAGUUUGCCUAUGUGAAAAAGGAAGUUGGGGUUGAUGACAUGUUCAACUUUGAAACAUUUGCCAACAGCAUGAUCUGCCUCUUCCAAAUCACCACCUCUGGGGGCUGGGAUCGCUUGCUGGCUCCCAUUCUCAACAGCAAUGCACCAGACUGUGACCCUGAAAAAGUCCACCCAGGAAGCACAACCAAAGGAGACUGCGGCAAUCCUUCCGUUGGGAUUUUCUUCUUCGUCAGCUACAUUAUCAUCUCAUUUCUGGUUGUAGUCAACAUGUACAUUGCUGUCAUUCUGGAGAACUUCAGCGUUGCCACCGAAGAAAGUGCUGAGCCUUUAGGCGAAGACGAUUUUGAGAUGUUCUAUGAGGUUUGGGAAAAGUUUGAUCCGGAUGCAACCCAAUUUAUAGAGUGCUGCAAACUCUUUGAUUUUGCAGCUUCUCUGGAGCCGCCUCUUUUAAUACCAAAGCCAAACCACCUCCAGCUUAUUGCAAUGGAUCUUCCCAUCGUCAGCGGCGACAGAAUUCACUGCCUUGACAUCUUGUUUGCUUUCACGAAACGUGUCUUGGGCGAAAGUGAUGAAAUGGAUGCUCUCCGUGUACAAAUGGAAGAUCGGUUUAUGGCUGCUAACCCUUCCAAAGUCUCCUACGAACCCAUUACAACUACUCUGAGGCGGAAACUGGAGCUGGAGUCCGCUAAAGUCAUCCAGCGAGCCUACAGGCGGUACCGUGCCUCAAACCCGGUGCGUAAACCUUCAUUCAUAUAUGACAAAGGCAAAAACAAAAUGGACCCUGAUAAGUUGAGUUUGAACUUGCCCCUGGAAACGAGGAAGAGGAGCUGCUCCACCACGUCACCACCUUCAUAUGACAGUGUGACAAAGCCAGACAAAUAUGAACAAGAAAAGUCAGAAAAAGAAGAAAAAGACAAAGAUGACAAGGAGAGCAAAAAGUAA
Podarcis lilfordi (Lilford's wall lizard) is the source of this 46062-nucleotide messenger RNA. NCBI's taxonomy places the organism in Eukaryota, Metazoa, Chordata, Lepidosauria, Squamata, Lacertidae. The record is from the annotation of a GenBank genome assembly.